Messenger RNA from Pelobates cultripes (western spadefoot toad), 47683 nucleotides. Lineage: Eukaryota; Metazoa; Chordata; Amphibia; Anura; Pelobatidae. The record is from the annotation of a GenBank genome assembly.
GCAGGGAUUAGUAGAGAGAGCAGCUGCCCUGGGUGCACUCCGCCUCCUCUCACCCUCCAGUGAGUGCCCCUUAUCUGCAAAUAACGCCGGUGAGAUGUGCCUGGCCAGCUCUGAUUUAGAGUCCGGGCCUUAUCUAUACUCCAAUGUUUGAUUUUCAACCAGCUCUAACCUCUCAGGAUCCCCCCUAAUAUCCAGCUUUGUCCACUCAGGAUCCCCCCUUAUACACAGCUUUGAACACUCAGGAUCCCCCCUGUUACCCAGCUAUGUCCACGCAGGACCCCCCCUGUUACCCAGCUUUGUCCACUCAGGAUCCCCCCCUUACACUCAGCUCGGUCCACCCAGGAUCCCCCCGCCCUUAUACUCAGCUCUGUCCACUCAGGAUCCCCCCCAUACUCCGUUCUAUCCACUCAGUAUGCCCCACCCCCCUUAUACUCUGCUCUGUCCACUCAGGGUCAUCCCCAGUCACCCAGCUCUGUCCACUCAGAAUCCCACGUUACUCAGCUCUGUCCAUGCAGAACGCCCAGCUCUGUCCCCAUAUAAGUAACACUCCACUCAAUGGGACUUAGCCUGCAAUAUGCAGCGUUUUUCUGAGUCCCCAGGGACUCCUGCUACUGUCCCAUAUUAGAGCCUCCCCCGUUCAUCCCCUCUUGCCCCUAGCUCGGAUUCCUCAUUAACCCUUCUUAUUCCACACUUAGGGUCCUCGACAAGAUCAGACCUAGACGGAACAUCCCCCGUGUCAACACAGACUCCAGCCCAAUAUGCGUAAGACAUCUCGACCUGUCCACUAACACCUGGACACCUGAACCUGAUCAACUGAUACCCGGACCUGUUCCUCUGAUACCUGGAAUUGAUCCUCCCAUACCUAGACAUGCUACUACCUAGACCUGCUCCACAUUUACACCUGGACCUGAUCAUCUGACACCUUGACCCGCUUUUCCCUGGGCCUACUCCAUUGCUACCUGGAUCGGCUCCUCCUUGGGCCUCUUCCUCUUAUAACUGGAUCUGCUCCUUUCUGGACCUGCUCCCCUCUGGACCUGAUCCUCUGAUACCUGGACCUGCUCCUUUCUAGACCUGAUACCUGGACUUGCUCCUUUCUGGACCUGAUCCACUGGUACCUGGACCUGAUCCUCUUAUACCUGGACCAGCUCCUCUGGAACACCUGGACACAAGCACUUUGACUUUUCCUUUAGGCACCGGAACCUAACCUGCAUUUCUUGGAUAUAACCUGCACCUCUAGAACAUAAGAUCUAUCGUCUACCUGCACAAGAGGGAUUAAGCGGAUCCCUAGACCAGAAGAUGUACCAGAGUUUGGCCCUGACCCCCAGCCAUGGCCAGGCGGCCUACCCCCACGACUCUGGCAAUUUCCUGCACCCCACUUCCAGCUCCCCGGUCUAUGUCCCCAGCAGCCGGGUACCAGCAAUGCUGCAGUCUCUGCCCUACCUCCAGAGCUGUGACGGUGGGCACCAGGGGCACCACUUGGGCAAUCACCCUGGGUGGGCACAGACUGCCAACGAGAGCCACGCUUUCAAUGCCAGCAGUCCCCACACACCCCCAGGGUUCCCCUACUCUCACAAUUCCCCUGGUGGGAACAGCACUGGGAGGGAAGGCACCUAUCAAGGGCCCCUGAUGCUAGGCGGAGGGGCCCGGGAACAGUUUGUCCGAUCAGUAAAUGGGUCCUACCCCAGCCCUUACUCCUAUGUGAGCUCCGAGAUGCCCCCUUCUUGGGCUGCCGGGCACUACGAAAGCACAAUGCUGCACAGUCUGCAAGGCAGACCACCCCUACCGGGGAGAAGAUCCAGCCUGGGUGAGUAACCAUUUACUAACAGGUUGCAAACAGUGAAUCUCCACUCCACAAAGCCCUAACUAUCCUGAGUUUGUAACAUUAUCAUCAGUAGUUAAUAACUGCAUCGCGAAUCCUGACCUCUGAUCGAUAUAUGUAUCUCUAAUUUGCUCUUUAUACAGUGUCACCAUCAGACAGUGACAGUGGGAAUAGUGACAGGUGACUGGAUCUGGGUGACAAACCAUAUGGGCAUCAAUGAUAAAAGCAAUCAGUCAGGCAAUGGAUACAUAAUCAGAGAGAUUAGACAGGUAAGUAGAUACUACCUAUCUACCUACAUGUCUAAUCUCUCUGAUUAUGUACAGCCAAGAGCUGUCUGCAUGGGAGUACUAACGACGCAAAGCAAAUCCAGAUAGUGAUUCCCGACACACAUUGAUAAGCUAUUAGAAUGAACACAUGUAGGGUAAUAACAAUGUAACAACAUUCUAUCGGUUUACAGAGUAACAACAUUCUAUCAGUCUACAAUAUAACAACAUUCUAUCGAUCUAUAAUGUAACAACAUUCUAUCAGUCUACAAUGUAAUAACAUUCUAUCGGUCUAUAAUGUAACAACAUUCUAUCAGUCUACAAUCUAAUAACAUUCUAUCGGUCUAUAAUGUAAUAACAUUCUAUCGGUUUACAAUGUAAUAACAUUCUAUCAGUCUGCAAUAUAACAACAUUCUAUCGGUUUAUAAUGUAAAAACAUUCUAUCGGUUUACAGUGUAACAACAUUCUAUCAGUCUGCAAUAUAACAACAUUCUAUCGGUUUGUAAUGUAAAAACAUUCUAUCGGUUUACAGUGUAACAACAUUCUAUCGGUCUAUAAUGUAAUAACAUUCUAUCAGUUACAAUAUAACAAUAUUCUAUCAGUCUACAUCGGCCUCCGGCUGGAAUACGGUGAGAAAUGUGGCCGUAAAUUCAGCCAAACUACAAACAGAGCUGACAUUUAUCCAGUAUAUUCAGAUUUAUCAUGAAAUAGAAGAUUGCAAUGUAUUCCUGUUACGUUAUCAUAAUGAUAAUAUUAAUAUCACCCUGAGGAUAUUUGUCUCUUUAUUAUUAUUCUGUAUUUAUUACCCGGUGAAUAUUAUUCUGUUUAUUAUUAUUAUUAUUAUAUUAUUACUUGGUUGUUAUUAUUACCCUGUGGUCAUUAAGAUGAAGUUAUUUAUCAUUAUGAUUAUUAUUAUUAUUAUUAUUACUACCACCCGGUUAUUAUUACCUUUUGGAUUUUAAGAUUAAGUUAUUUAUUAUUAUUCCCAUGUAGAUAUGAGUUAAUUUGUUAUUCUUAUUAUUACUCCGUUAUUAUUACCAGGUGGGUAUUAGUCUGUGUUGUUGUUUUUAUUAUUAUUAUUACUCUGUUACAAUUACCAGGUAGAUAUUAGUUUGUUUAAUAUUAUUAUUAUUACUCCGUUAUUAUUACUAGGUGGGUAUUAGUCUGUGUUGUUUUUAUUAUUAUUAUUACUCUGUUACAGUUACCAGGUAGAUAUUAGUUUGUUUAUUAUUAUUACUCCUUUAUUAUUACCAGGUGGGUAUUAGUCUGUGUUGUUUUCUUCUUCUUCUUAUAAUAAUUAUUAUUAUUAUUAUUAUUACUCUGUUACAAUUACCAGGCAGAUAUUAGUUUGUUUAAUAUUAUUAUUAUUACUCCGUUAUCAUUACUAGCUGGGUAUUAGUCUGUGUUGUUUUUAUUAUUAUUAUUAUUAUUACUACUACUACUCUGUUACAAUUACCAGGCAGAUAUUAGUCUGUUCAUUAUUAUUACUCAGUUAUAAGUACUCUGUUUAUUAUUAUAUUAUCCUGUAGUUAGUAGUCUAUUAUUACAUCAUCAUCAUUAUUAUUAUUAUUACUACUACUCAGUUAUUAGUCUGUUUAUUAUUAUAGUAAUAUCCUGUGGAUAGUAAUAUAUUAUUAUUAUUAUUAUUAUUAUUAUUAUUCAGUUAUAAUUACAAUGUUUAGUUUGAUUAAUAUCCUGUGGAUAGUAAUCUAUUAUUAUUAUUAUUAUUAUUAUUAUUAUUACUAUUACUCAGUUAUAAGUACCAUGUGUGUUAUUAAUAUCCUGUGGUUAGUAGUCUAUUAUUAUUGUUACUCAGUUAUAAUUACUAUGUUCAUUAUUAUUAAUAUCAUGUGGAUAGUAAUUUAUUAGUAUUAUUAUUAUUACUAUUACUCAGUUAUAAGUACCCUGUUUGUUAUUAAUAUCCUGUGGAUAGUAGUCUAUAAUUAUUAUUAUUACUGUUACUCAGUUAUAAGUACCCUGUUUGUUAUUAAUAUCCUGUGGAUAGUAAUCUAUUAUUAUUAUUAUUCAUCUAUAAGUACUCUGUUUAUUAUUAUAUUACUAUCCUGUGGAUAGUAGUCUGUUAUUAUUAUUAUUAUUAUUAUUAUUAUUAUUAUUACUCAGUUCUAAGGACUCGGUCUGUUUAUUAUUAUAUUAUUACCCUGUGGAUAUUAAAUUUAAGAUGCUUAGCAUAUUGUUUCGAUAUAAAUGCCCAAUUGAAAUCUAAUUAUUUCUGAUAUUUUUUUAUUAUCCACACUGUCCGGAUAAUGUAAGGUUGUACUCGUGUUUGUCACGUAUGUGAUAAUAACUGGAAGAGAUGAGAGUGGCCCCUGGGAAUAGAUCUAAACAGAAAAUAGACAUAUCACAGUGGGUUACAAUGUUUUCAUCCUAUGCAUGGUGCGUUAUACUGGGUAAUGAUACUUUGGAUUAAUUUGCCGUGGGAGCAGACUCGUUUGGUAGAGUACAUAAUAUUCACUUAAAUUCUCAUUGGAGACAAAUACAUAACUCGCAUUAUUCCUAUUGCUGAUUUACUGAGUGAGGUUCGGUCAGGGGCUGGCUGGGCACAAUGUGAGUGUUUUCAUAGUAGCACAGCUGGCUUUAUGGAGCAUGUGGUUGGUACUGCAGCAUAUUAUAAAUAUAAGCUUGUUCAGGUGAGUGGAUAUAUAGUAAUUAAUAAUAUCAGAACUCGAGAAAUACUGAAGUUGGGAGAGGUGGAGGUGUGUGUAUGAAUAUAUAUAUAUCUUUCAAACAAGCCUUUUCCUGAUAUUAACUAAAAUAUACUUAUUUUAGUUAAUUUAAAUGUACAGAAUAAAAGCUGGUUUUAAUAUUAUUUUUCUGUUUUACAUAAGAGUACAUCAUACUAUAUGGUGACUGGUGGUGAAUGUCACAUGUCCAAGUAAUCUUAAGACAGAAACCAAGCAAUAAUAAGAUAAAUAAAAUAAAUAUGUUAAAGUAUACUCUCCUGUAUAAGAAUACCAGUCAGUUUUAUUUACUUAAAUACUACUAAACCAAGCACAAAAUGCAGAAAAUAACAUAACUUUAUAGACAUAUAUCAUAAUAAUAUAGUUACACAUCAAGUGUCACACUUCAUAAAGAGAAUAGUUAUAUUUGUGUAUUACACACAGUCUUGUAAAUAUAUUGCAGCAAUAAUUUACACAGAGUGUUUGUGUAUAUAUAAUCACAAACACAAUAAAAUAAAUACAUAUUUGUAUGCAAUGCCUGUAUAUAUAUAUAUAUAUAUAUAUACUUGAAACCAAGAGGGCUGCACUCACCUGAACAUGCAUACAUUAUAGGGUGCUGCAUAUAUAUAUAUAUAUAGUUAUCAGGAAAGAGCGCACCCCAGGUCUUGUAAUACAAAUCUUCAAUCUUUAUUUUUCAAAUGCUUAACAGUGUCAACGUUUCAGUCCCAUGCUGGACAGUUUUCAAGAGUGAAGCUCCACAGACAGACAGAUAGAUAGACAGAUAGACAGACAGACUGAGAGAGAGAGAGAGAAAGAGAUAUAUACACAGAUUGAUAGACAGACAGACUGAGAGAGAGAUAGACAGAUAGAUUGAUAGACAGACAGAUAGAGAGCUAGAUAGACAGACAGAUAGUUAUAUAGAUAGAUAGACAAACUGAUAUAUAUAUAUAGAUAGAUAGAUGAGAUGGUAUUAGCUGUAAUAAAUCACAGUAUUGCAGAAUGCAAUGAUACCUUUUUAUUGGACCAAUAUAUUUUAAAGACAAGCUUUGCAUAGAAUCCUCUGCUUUCUCAAGCAAUACCAAGCGUUUAACAGUUAAAACAACUGAUGGACUUACCCCUUCUCCAUAAUAUCAGUUGUUUUAAGGGUUAAAUGUUGUCACAUUGAUCGGUAUUGAGGAAGCAGAGGAUUCUAUGGAAAGAUUUAAAGUAUUAUGUUAGUCCAAUAACAAGGUAUCAUUGCAUUCUGCAUCACUCUGGUUAUACUGGCAUUGUCUACAGAACUAACACAGCUAAUCUACACACACAAAUAUAUAUAUUAGUUACUAAUGAGACACAAUCUAAUAUGACGUGUGUGUGCGUGUGUACUGUAGAAAACACAUUGUUCAGUAUUUGUAUAUUUUAACAUAUAUUAUGAAGCAUUGUAAUACUCGGUGUAUAUAUGUAUAAAUAUGUUUUCACCCACUGUGUAUAUAACAUCCUCUAACAAAAGACACUCCAACCAGUCCACCUAAUGUACAGCGCUGCGGAAUCUGUUGCCAAUUUAUAAAUAAUAAUAACUCUAUUACAGGAUCUGCUCCUUAUUAACAGGCAGGAUUACCGCCCAUGCAUUUUCCCCUGUAAUGACCGUUUGAUAGUCACUGCGCAGUGCAGGGUCUGUAUCUGUGCGAUGGUGAGUUAAUGGUAACUCCCACACAUCUCAGGCAGAUUGGGACAUUUAUGUCCUAGUGCUGCUUUGAUAUUAAAACUAAUUGAUACAUAAGGUUGUGGUAGACUGUGAAAAUGGCAUUAUUUCCCCAUGAUGCACGGUUCACUUUUACCUAUCUAUAUAUAAAUACAUAUGUUCGUUAUUCGUCCGUUUUAUUUUCCAAUGAAUAUCUUUAAUGUAAAGUGUAACUGGCCAGCGCUGGGCCCCAGAUCUCAGCUCAGUUUAUGACAAACAUGUCCCAGAUUAGUUGGCGUUACAUUACUGGGCAUCAGUUUGCAUAUCCUGGCACUGCCCUAACAUUAAAGGAAGCCCUGCCCUAACUGUAAUACGUAAAAAUAGAGAUACAUAAAGCUGGAGAAUAUAUUGGGGAAAAUAAUGUCAUUUUGGGGUUAUGUAGACUCCAUUGUCGGUCCUGUGGUUUAUAAUACAGAUUCUAACUUGUGUACAAUAUACUCAUGUGAUAGAUAUAUAUGUGUAAUGUAUUCUGUGUUACAAUGUAACCUUUUCCCAUUUCUCAAGGACCGCCUGUAUUCACAACAUUCAUAGGAACAUCUGGUAUUGAAAUUAUAUAAUUUUAUUUUUCUGUUAAAUUUAUGGUUCACAAAUGUAUUAUCGAAUAUAUAAUAGAGAUGCAAAAGUGCGCCUUUACUUUGCAACACAUUUUUGCCCGCCACUGUCAGUGUGGUGGGUUUUCCAUGAUAGGGAGGAACUUUCUCAAUGGAGAGGUGUGGGUGCCACGUGCUCAAGGAAGGGUUAACAUAGAAACAUAGAAUGUGACGGCAGAUAAGAACCAUUCGGCCCAUCUAGUCUGCCCAAUGACAGUUAACCUGUCUCUAGUGACUGUCACACUGGAUUGUCAGCCAAAGAGGGGCAGCUGCAUGCUGGAGACCAGAGUUGAGAGGGAGAAAAGGUAAGUAAACACACCUUUUAAACCCUUGUAGCAGGUCCCGGUUUGCCUAAAUGGUGAUUAGGGCACUUUAGCAUUAGGAAUACACAUUUGAUUUCCUUUUUUUUUUUUCAUUAACAGUGUUGUCCCUCUAAAUAAACAAAAAAAAAAAAAAAAAAGUUUUCUUGCAAUUUAAUGCUCUUAAAUGUUCUUCUAAUCCUCUCAAUUCCUGGGAUAUAAAAUCUGCAACCAUGCUCUGCAGAGAGCAUUAAAUCCAACCAAAUUCAAUAAGCUAAAUUGUGUCCCCUCUUCCAUCAUAAUGAUUCACAAUCUUAGACCAGCAAAUGAUACGUGUAUGUCUUUUUUGUUGUUGCAACAAUCGUUUUCAAUGACAGAAAUAUUUCAGUAGCCAAAUAUCUAUUCUUUAAUGAUAACACUCCCAAAUCUGAAUGAAGUAAAGCUCUUGCAGGAGAGGGUAUCAACUUUAUGUUCGAUUUAUCUGAGAUACAUCCAAGUAUUGCAUAUCUCUUUAUAAUACCACCAAACAUGUAGAUAAGACCCCAUGUGCUCACCACCUCUCCAACACAAUGCUGAUAAUGAGAACUUUCACAUUUUUAACAGUACUAGGUACCACUUAUGGAUGACUUUAAAAUGAGUUUCCUGUAAAUUUAAACUAUUUUUUAUUUUCUUUAAGUCAUGCUGUUCCUCCAAUCUUCAAUAUUUAUAGUAAAAUUUAAAUCUUUCUGCCAUCAUGAUAGUACUUUUGGGACAUCCCCUUGACUUAAAUACAUCAUAAUUCAAUGAAUUUAACUAAAGACUCCAACUUGAUUUGAUUAUUGAUAAUGUUUUCUAACUGUGAUCCGAUGUCAGAUUCCUUGGCCCUAAAUAAAUGAGAUCUAAUGUAAUUUCUAAUCCUCAAUAUAGAAAAAUGUCAACUGGUUGAAAGACAAAGAUCUACUGCCAGUAUAUUAAAUGGUUUCGCUCUCCUAUCAACAUAUCAGUGAUUUUAAUUUUAUUUGUAUCUAGCGGACAAAUCAAGUUCAAAUCUUGAAUAUUGUAUUCAAUAUUUUUCUCUGAAGUGUUUUUAAGAAAUUUAUCUUUCAUUGAAAUUUUCUUUUAAAAUAAAGUCCAUACUGUAAUAAUAUUUCUUAAAUCUAUGGACAUUGUUCUCAUUCCAGUUUCAGUAAUCUCAUUGUAGUUAAGCCAUAUUAAGUUCUCUAAAUUCUUCAUUUUAAUAUCUUUGUUUCUAUGAGGAACCAGUUUUCUUGUCUACAGAGUUCAUACUGAAAUUUAUGAGCUUGUACAAUCAUCGUUGCAUUAGCAUAGUUCUCUAACCUGGUCGUACCUUACCCACCUUGCUGAGUACUUCCAGAUAACAUUUUCCUGGAGACGCUUGAUUUUUUUCUCAGUAAAAUUACACAUUUUUAUUCCUAAUGCUAUAGUGUUCCUUUAAUGUAUAAAAAUCAUUCAAACUGCAAUUGCAUGUUACUUUCUAAUAAUAUUAGUCUUUAGUCCUCUAACAUUAUGAAUGUUCUCAAUGGUAAAACUCAUUGGGAAAAAAAAGAAGUGGAAAUCAAAGAAAGGAAUAAACGUAUAACAAAGACUUUUUUUUAAUGCAAAACAAAAAUGGCAAAAAAUAAAGAAAUCACUAUAUUAAAGGUUGGUCACAGUUUUAUAUAAAUAAUAUAGGGUAUACAUACAAACCCAGAGCGAGCAUGAACAGCACCAUGACACUUGUAUAUAUAAGUAACACUUAAAGGGUGACUCCUACUAGAGCCCGCUGUACUGGUUAUGGUGCCCUGUUUGCUAAUAAUGGGGAAAACCAUUUUGCCAAGAGCCGAGCCUCCUGGCAUCCCUGGUGACGGCUUCCAGCUUCUGCAGAGCCAAUCCCUCUGGCUAUUCAUUGUGUGAGAGCGUCAUGUGACCACUCUCAGCCAUGGAAUGCAAUUCUGUGCAUAUAAUUGACUUUAGCCUGCCCAGAGCUCUAGUUCCAGGCUGGUUAAUGAUGCCCCAAUGACACUGCAGGAGGACCUAUUAUUCUUAGCUGAGCACAAUGGAUGGUUAGGUUGUUAAAUUUGUCCAUGUGACAGCUGUCUCUUUUUUCCUCAGGUAUGUCUAGUUGUCUCUCUGCUGCCCACUAGCUGUCUAUCCGUUUACCUAUGUACACUGUGUGCCACAAUAGCCCAAAUGAGAAAAAAAGAAAUCUCCAAAUCAACUGUUUUCAGUUUAGCCGUUAUAAGAGCUGUUAUAAGAGUGUAUGGAAGAGCUAACUCCCAGCUGUCUGAUUGACAGCCACCAGAGUGCAACCUUGGAGAUUUCUACGAGAUUUCUCUGGAUAUCUGCACUUAUAUAAAGUAAGAGGGGAGGCUUGUUAAGAAAUCUAUAAGAAACACUUGUUCAGUAAAACAAAUCAAUUAACCAGUUAAUUUCUGCUCGCCCCCCAUGCCAUUCCACUCGCUCUGUCCCCUCCCCAUUGUCUGUACUCAUUUCAUUCAAUUCCUUUCCCUGUGUUUAUAUGUGUUUAGUGUCAGCCUCCUCCCUGGAUGGAGUGUAGUUUUAUCCUUGGUGUACAUUUACCUUCUUCCAUUAGACUGUGCCAUCACCAGCACCUUGCAUGUCAAACGUCUUUUGUCACUAUUACUUUUCUGGUGUCUUGUUUUCCCAUUGCACAAUGCUACAGAUUAUGUUUGAAGCCUUUAAAGGUUUAGUUUGAGAAAAGCACCGACUAAACGUUUUCUAUGUGCUGGGAGAGACAUUAUUGCAGUGAGAGGGGAUGUAAAUCAUCAUGCUGGGCAAUGAAACGGGAGGUAGCCCAAGGCUUUAACAUAGAUAUUUGGUUCACUAGCCACUUGUAGCUUAUCAUUUAGCUUAUUUAAAUUCUGUCAAAGUGGAUUUGUACAUUUAAGGUUAAUAUCCAAAUAUGUACUCAAACUGCUUUAAAAAAAGAAAACAAAACAAAGAACAUUUUUAUUUAAAACACUGUGAUUUCAGAGAAAAGGCCAUGUCCCAUAGACUGUAAGCUCGUAUUAGCAGGGCCCUCUCCAACCUAUCGUUGCUGUAAGUUUUCUUGUAAUUGUCCUAUUUUUAGUUACAUUCCCCCUCACAUAAUAUUGUAAAGCGCUACAGAAUCUGUUGGCGCUAUAUAAAUGACGAUAAUAAUAAUAAUGUUAGAAUCCCGUCCGAUAUCAUAGGUCUUCCCAUUCAGCAUCUCCACACAGAGAAUGGCCACGCCAAAUGUGUUCAAUGAUGGGAACAGGGAAGCACUGGAUUAAAGGUUCUCUAUGCAAAGUAUUUCAUACUAGCGAUUACGGCUAAUGAGCCAUAUAUCCCAGUGCUUCCACUGGAUUAGACAGAGAUUGACAUAGCUGCUGAUCCAUUGGAGGAGGAGCAGCUGCAUGGUGGAAAUGGUUUCGCUGUUUUUUGUUUGUUUUUUCUGACUCUAUAGUUUUAGUUUUUUUUUAAAUUCUUUAUUUUUGUUGUGCAGGUGGUUACAGGGUAUCAACAGACGCCACAACAGCGUAUUGCAGGAUUUACAAAAGUUAGGCAGUGGCAUGAAAAUUCGCUAAUUUUUCUAUGUAUUUUUAUAUCAAGCUUGACUAAACAGUUAUAUAUUAUCAAAUUAUUUAUUUUGAGUAUAUUUUUUUGCAACCAAUGAAUUUUGUCUAUACAAUAUCAUUAUGAAUUAUUAAAUGAAGCAAUGAACUUUAUCUAAAGCAACUUUUUGAGUGCAGUAUCAUUUUUUGGUAGUAAACAGUUAUAUUGUCAGAGUAAAAGUAAAUAAAAUAAAACUAUUAAUGCUUAACAAUGCUAGAUUAGCUAUGUUAGUGAAGUCAUAAUGUAAUAACAGGCUUUUGUGUGUCAGGGUUGUGGUAUGUGUUGAGCAGGUUUGUUACAGGCCGUGAAAUAUUAUCCUGCUCGGCAGUCCCAUGGUGCAGGUGUAAGCAUGUUAUAUGAAAUUAAGGUAGGUAGCGCCAUUGGGACUGCACAGGGCUAAUCUCUGGCAAAACACAUACAUAUGUAGUUGCAAAAAACAAUAGGGUGAAUAGUGGGGUAGAUAGCUAGUUACAGGCUAAACAUGUUCAGUAAACUUAAUUACAUGCAGGUCUAGGUAAUGCAAGAUGAGAUAAGUAGUUCACAGUUCAAUAAGGACACAUGCUGCGAGGUGAGUAUCUGAGCCGUAGAUUGCUGCCAGCGGUGACAAUGUCCCGUGAGGUGCAAAAUGUAGAGACUGGAGCCCUUUCAGACUAUGCCCACCAGGUGUACAGAACUGUCCAGCAUGGGGUUGACUUGCCCAAGGGCGGCACGCUCGCUUGGUGAGGUAAUGAUGGCUUUGCUUGCGCGGCAGGGCAGGUGCCCCCUUGGGGUCCCCCCCCCCCGGUUGGCUGUGGAUGGGCUCCCUCCCAGUGUCGUCCGCCGGUCAACGACCCUGCUGCAUCAUGGUCAGUGUCGCGGCAGACUUUGUGAGUUCCUCUGUGCGGGGUUGCGCUUUGCGGGUUCUACUCUGGGAUCGCUGAGUGGUAGGCAGGUUGGGUACGCUGGCGGGUUCUACUCUGAAGCAUGGGAGCGUGAGUGCUGUUGUCUGAGGAACAUGGUGCCGUUUCCGCCAUACUGAUCCUCGGCUUCAUUUCUGGAGUCACGAGGGGGAUUCCCCCGCAGUGCUGGCCCAUUCUAUUUCUUUGAAAGACAAGGGCAUAUUGCUAGUUUAGUAAAUUCAUCCAUAAGUAUUGCUUAUAGUGAAUUCCAAAUAGAAGCAGCUUCCCUACAUUUUGUUUCAGCACAAUAUAAAACCCACAGUUUGGAGUAACAGAGACAUAAAACGAUGCCGUUUUGCAGUAUUUUGCAAGUUUAAUGUCUUUUCAAAUAAGCCUUUGGGAGAUGCCAUAAACUUGGAAAAAAGAGCAUUGUCCAAAAGCAGUGUUGAUUCUCCUAGUCCAAUAACAACAAGCUGUUAAAUCCUAGCUAUACUGCAUUAUAUAUUGUGUAGUACACAUACAGGCAAACACACAGAGCCAGAGAAACACUAAUUUACACACUGUCAGUCACAAUAUACACACUGCCAGUCACACUAUACACACUUAUUUACACACUGCCAGUCACACUAUACACACUAAUUUACACACUGUCACUCACACUAUACACACUAUCAGUCACACUAUACACACUUAUUUACACACUGUCAGUCACACUAUACACACUGCCAGUCACACUAUACACACUAAUUUGCACACUGUCAGUCACAAUAUACACACUAAUUUACACACUGUCAGUUACACUAUAUACACUAUCAGUCACACUAUACACACUAAUUUACACACUGUCAGUCACACUAUGCACUAAUUUACACACUGUCAGUCACACUAUACACACUGCCAGUCACACUAUACACACUGCCAGUCACACUAUACACACUAAUUUGCACACUGUCAGUCACAAUAUACACACUAAUUUACACACUGUCAGUUACACUAUAUACACUAUCAGUCACACUAUACACACUAAUUUACACACUGUCAGUCACACUAUGCACUAAUUUACACACUGUCAGUCACACUAUACACACUGCCAGUCACACUAUACACACUGCCAGUCACACUAUACACACUAAUUUGCACACUGUCAGUCACAAUAUACACACUAAUUUACACACUGUCAGUUACACUAUAUACACUAUCAGUCACACUAUACACACUAAUUUACACACUGUCAGUCACACUAUGCACUAAUUUACACACUGUCAGUCACACUAUACACACUGUCAGUCACACUAUACACACUAAUUUGCACACUGUCAGUCACACUAUACACACUAAUUUGCACACUGUCAGUCACACUAUACACACUGUCAGUCACACUAUACACACUAAUUUGCACACUGUCAGUCACACUAUACACACUAAUUUGCACACUGUCAGUCACACUAUACACACUAAUUUACACACUGUCAGUCACACUAUACACACUGUCAGUCACACUAUACACACUAAUUUGCACACUGUCAGUCACACUAUACACACUGUCAGUCACACUAUACACACUAAUUUGCACACUGUCAGUCACACUAUACACACUAAUUUGCACACUGUCAGUCACACUAUACACACUAAUUUACACACUGUCAGUCACACUAUACACACUGUCAGUCACACUAUACACACUAAUUUACACACUGUCAGUCAGUCAGUGUAAGGUGGAUUUCACAUUUUAGACAGUAGCUAAAUUAGAAAACUCUCCGUCCUUCCAUGCUUUUGGUUCAUCUCUUUCGGCCUAAUAUCUGAAAUGUGAAAUCUCACUUUAGAGAAUAACUAUGUAUAACUAUACACUGUAUAUUCCACACAUGAAACGGAGGGUGCACACUCUGAUUCUAGGACUGACUGUAGGAGCUGCCUCCUCCCCCUCCUUUCUCCUAAGGGUCUGUCAUUUGUCAGUUGUGGAGCACAGGGUGAUAGAUUUGUAUUUUAGGAGCUGUCCAAAUUUCUGUGUCCGAGCUGUGAGCCAGCAGCAUUCCAUCAGGACUCCAUCAGACCCCCGCCUGCCUGUCGCCAGCAGUCAGCAUGGAAAGUUUCCAAUCUUCCCCCUCCAACCUUUUCAUCCUACAAAAACACUGGCUAAUCAUUUAUAGUCCAGCUCUGCAAGGAUGUAUGGGAAAACACAACAUGGAAGGGGUUAAUGCCAUGCCUAGAGAGAUGGGGAAGACUCAUUGUGUAAGGAAGUGGUUGACCACUCCACUUAGUGUAGUUAAUAUCCCACUGAGUGUUUACAAAUACUACAUUGAGAGACUCCGUCAAUAUCUAUUAUCAAUUCUUCCCUAUUCCAAAUUCACUAUAGAGUCCCAUUGCACUGAUGGUAAGUUGUAUACAGGGCCGGUGCAAGGAUUUUUGGCUACACAGGCAAAUAUGCAUUUUGCUGUCCCCCUCUCUCUCCCCACUGUCCCCCCCCAAAAAAAAUGUAUCUUCACCUGUGUGCCUCGUAACCCCUCUUUUACAUUUCUUACCCCCUUUAGUGUUACAUAUCCCCUUUUGCAUGAGUUAUCCCUAUGUGUGCUACACCCCCUUUAGUGUAUUCUAUCCCCCCACCCCCGUGUCUCUUACUUGCCCACCAGCCCCUUUAGUGUGUCACUGUGCUUUAGUGUGUGGGAUAGGGACUUUAUUAUUAUUAUAAUAUAUAUGCAAAUUCUGUAGCACUGUACAGUAGGGCUUUAGUGCUGUGUGUGUGGGGGACUAGGGUUUUAGUCAAGGGGAGAUAGGAGUAGUAUUGGGGAAUAGGGGCAGUAUUGUGGGGGGAUAGGGACUUUAGCGAGGGGGGAAUAGGGGCAGUAUUGUGAGGGAUUGGGUCCUUAUUGUGAUGGGGCAGGGGCCGUAUUAUCACAGAUUGAUUCUUUAGUAUGGGGACAGGACAUAUUGUGGUGGAUUGCUUCUUUAGUCUGGGGGGGAAAGGAGCAGUAUUAUAGGUGAUUGGGGCAUUAGUGGUAGGGCUGGGAACAGUAUUAUGGGAAUGGGGCUUUAGUGUGGUGGGAUAUGGACAGUAUUGUGUGGGACAGGGGUAUUAGUGAGGGGAUAAGAACAGUUGUUGGGGAUUGAGUCUAUGGUAGGGGGGGGUAGGAACAGUAUUGUGAGAUCAGGGGCUAUGGUGGAGGGAUUGGAACAGUAUUGUGGGGUUUGGAGCUUUAGUGGGGGGGGGCAGGGGCAGUAUUGUGGGGGACUCGGGCUAUGUUGGGGGGUUAGGAACAGUAUGUGGGGGUAGGUGCAGUAUUGUGGGAGGUAGAGCAGCAUUAUGUGGGACUGGGGCUAUGGUGGGGGGAUUGGAACAGUUUUGAGGGACAGGGGCAAUGGUGGGAGAGGGAAUGGGGGACAGCAUUGUGGGGUACUGGGUGGAUAGAAACAGUAUGGGGGUAGGGCAGCAUUAUGGGGGACUGGGGCUAUUGUGGGAGUAAGGGAACAUGGGCAGUAUUGUAAGGUACACACACACACACAUCCACCAGGAGUAGAUCCACAGCCUCAUGUCCAGUGGGCUGCCGCAGUGCUCCUCUGAGUGAAUGCCGAUCCAGAUCCGCAUAUGACGUCACAUUCCAGCUUCCAGGACCUCUACAGGGCGCACGAGGGGGCUAUACAGGAAAUGCAGAUCUGGAUCAAAGCUCCCUCACCCGCCCUCUCCUCCUGCGUAGGUACUGGUGCUCCGCCACGCUACAGUGCCGCCUUACGGUAGCGCCAGCCCUGGCUGUAUAUCACUUCUACAAAUGAGUCUGCCAAUGUAAAGAGAGCUUCACGUAACACAAUACUGAUACUGUACAUACAGAGACCCAGAUCACCACAAUAACUACACCCAGCAUGUUGCCAAAACUCACAGUGAAAGGGGACCCUGUGUAAAUUCUAUCAUUAAACAUGAUUAACCCUGCUUUGUCUGCCACAGAUGUAAGAUUAGAAUUGACUGGUUUACUUGGGAUCCACUGGUGACCUGCUACAUUUUAACAUCUGACUCCUAUUUGUUAUUACCAUGAUAAUGGAGCCAAUUGCUCUUAAUGUGCUAUGUUAUUCAGAACAGGAGGAAUACACACACAGCUGAUUACAACAAUAUCGGCACCUUGGCCUGAAGAUGUGUAUCCGUCACAUUAUAUAGCGAACAAAAUGGCUGCUUUUUACAACAUCAUAUGUGACCAGCUCCAGCACUCAGAAAUAACCGUUUAGCACAUAAGCAUUUUUUUCCUUGCAUUACAAAGUGAACUUGACAAUAAUACAACUAUGACAUAUAAAAUGUUUUCAGGGAUAACGACUAAAACUAGACAGAGGGAUAUUUCCUGACAAACACGUAUACAAACCUGGCAACAUCAAUAUAAGAUCCACAGCAAAUCUGGGGGGUACAGCCUUUCAUCACAAACCCAGCGCCCCUCAGGAAACAUGCAUUAAAUCAUAGAGAUUUCUUUAGGUACAAAUAUUCACUUUCACUGGAAAGACUGCUAGCAGAAUUUUGUUAUAUUCAAAAUAUGCACUUUCUCACAAAAACAUCAAUUAUAUAUUUAGUCUUUCGACUGAAAUUUUUGCAUUUUCUUGUUGAAAUGCAAUUGAUUUAAAGGGACACUAUAGUCACCUUAACAACUUUAGCCUAAUGAAGCAGUUUUGGUGUAUAGAACAUGCCCCUGCAGCCUCACUGCUCAAUCCUCUGCCAUUUAGGAGUUAAAUCCCUUUGUUUAUGAACCCUAGUCACACCUCCCUGCAUGUGACUUGCACAGCCUUCCAUAAACACUUCCUGUAAAGAGAGCCCUAUUUAGGCUCUCUUUAUUGCAAGUUCUGUUUAAUUAAGAUUUUCUUAUCCCCUGCUAUGUUAAUAGCUUGCUAGACCCUGCAAGAGCCUCCUGUAUGUGAUUAAAGUUCAAUUUAGAGAUUGAGAUACAAUUAUUUAAGGUAAAUUACAUCUGUUUGAAAGUGAAACCAGCUUUUUUUCAUGCAGGCUCUGUCAAUCAUAGCCAGGAGAGGUGUGGCUAGGGCUGCAUAAACAGAAACAAAGUGAUUUAACUCCUAAAUGACAGUGAAUUGAGCAGGGGAAUGAUCUAUACACUAAAACUGCUUUAUUUAGCUAAAGUAAUUUAGGUGACUAUAGUGUUCCUUUACAAAAUCCCUCUUCACAUAUUCUUUCUGUGUGUCAAGCGUGUUUUGUUAGAAUUGUUUGUUUGGCUAUUGUGCAGCGCUACGGAAUAUGUUGGCUCUGUAUACACCAUCAUAUUUGUGGUACCUUACCCCAAUCACCCCACACACACACACACCAGAUUUACAUGUGAAGUAUAGAUUCCCCUGCUUCCUAUAACCAUGCUUGGUACGAGUGGUGGCUCUAGACUUUGUGAGGCCUUAGCUGAGAGAUGGUGGGGGGGGGGAGGUUAGUGGGGGCCGUGAGAAGGUAGGGAGGGCUGAGAGAGGCUGGUGGGGGCUGAGAGAGAGUGGUGGGGGCUGAGAAAGGGUAGGAGGGAUGAGAGAUGGUGGGGGCUGAGCGAGGUUAGGGGUGCUAAGAGAGAGUAGGGGGGCUAAGAGAGGGUAGGUGGGAUGAGAGAGGGUUGUGGGGGCUGAGAGAGGGUGGAUGUGGGGGUGACAGUUUGUGGGGGGGCUAAUAAAUACCUUUUUUUCCUUUAACUAUUCCCUGGUGGUUCAGUGUCUCUGUCCCUGGUGGUCCGGUGGGCAGGUUCUCAUACUUUUGGAGAUUGCAAGACUUACCAUGUGGUCUGCAGCUCCGCCGGGCACAGAGCUGCAGACCACAUGGUAAGUCUUGCGAUCUCCAAAAGUAUGAGAGCGCUGCCAUGAUAACCCGCAGAAACGUUCUGAUACACUGGAGAUUGGGAGACAGUUUAGUCUGCAGCUCUGUGCCCGUUGGAGCUGCAGACUGACUAUAGUGCUAGGCGGCUUUCAAUCAGCGCAGACUGACUGGAGGGGCCUCACACCCGGCAGCAUAAAGGGCAAGCCACCUGGCCCCCUUCUGUGUUGGGUCUUCGGUCAGGGACCGAAGACCCGACAUGUCACUCUGCACUAAGGUGAUUUAGGCGGCCGCGAGGCCCCGAUCAGCGCAAGGCCUUAGGCGGCCGCCUAAAUCACCUACUUAGAGAGCCGCCUCUGCUUGGUACAUCUUCCCACAUAAGAGCUAGCGGAAAAUCCCCACAAAACAUUGUAACUCUUGGGGGGUUCACUGUAUUUAUCACGACAAUUUGUGAAAAUAUCUAGCCUUCCACAUUUUGAAAGAUUUUACCUUCGAUGUGAGUAGAGCUAUUUCCCGAGUCCACCAUCAGGCAGACUUUAACUCACUAAAACUAAAGAGGUAUAGAAAUAAGUAACUGCACAUAAUAUGUCUGGACCCUAUCUUUCCUGUAUGGAUUGAAAAGAGUUAAAAACAAGUUGUGCACUAAUCUCAAAAGUUUUAUUUUCUUACUAUGACCUCAAAAUAAUAAGCUUUCCUAAUGAUUCAAGACUGUUAGAAAACAUCCCACGUGAUUUGUCAACGCAAGUCACCAUUAAAUUCUAUGGGGAGUUUUGUAGUUAAAUCACUUGGAAAGAUUUCUAACAGUACUGAAUCACAGUGGAGGCUCAUGCAGGAGUACCUGGGGCAAAAAUGUACUUGUAGUAGUUUAGAAACACUAAGAUUCUUUUUUUUUUCUGGGAAUGGAGGUGUUAAGCCCAAAAAUAUGGGAAAAUAAGUAUUUCUUUAAUUAUGUAAUAGGUUUUAGUUCAGCCUAAAUUGGUAGCUGUUUGGAGGAGCUUACUUGGAACACCUAGGCAUGUCAAAAAGUGGGGCUGGUUUGAAAUCUGCCCUGUUUCAGCAGGUUUUGCACAUGCCUACAGUCCUUUAAGAAGGAAUUUCCAUUAAGUUACCAUGUGGGCAACAGAGGCAGCUGCCCAUGAGUGGAGGCAUGCUACUGGCUUGUGUAUUCAGGGGCCAUCAUUAGCUGAUAACAUCAGGGGGUAGGGUUACAGUGCCCAAAGGGGAGAGAAGCAAUAAGCCAUCUUGGAAGUAACACACAGAGCAGCAGCAGAUCAGGGCCCCCUGCCAAAUGUAAGUGUAUAACAUUAUCUUUUUCUCUUCCCCAAUACCCCAGUGAUUGCCUGAGUGUGGCUUAAGCAAGGAUUUUACUCAAAUAUAUAUAUAUAUAAAGCCAGGGAAGAACAGGGAGGCCAAGAGAAAGGAGGAAAUAGCAGAAAUUUCUGACAUGGAGCACUGUGCUAAAAACAAAACACAAAGAUACCUGGGGCCGGGCUGACAGCCCUAACCAUCAGACUCCUGUAAUUUAAAUAUUUUCCCCUCAGGCUGUGUCAGUCCGAGGGGAGUAAUGAGGAAGGAGCUGGGGGCUAGUGCGGCCGCAAUUAGGCUGCUGGCCGCCGGAAAGGAGACCUGUCAGUCUCCCUUCAAAAUUGACAUCAAUUUUGGUGGCAUUCCCCGCCCUGCAUGCAAGCCCCACCUCUUGGCGGUAGCUCUGCUUCCCCACGCUAGUGACCUCGCUGGAAACAAGUGGCCACAAAAUGGUAACUUACCUGCCAGUGUCAGGUAAGCUUCAGCCAUGACAGUGAUUGUGUGUGUGUCUGCUAGUGAGUGAGCAUGUGUGUGUGAGUGCCUGCUAGUGAGUGAGCAUGUGUGUGUGUGUGUGCCUGCUAGUGAGUGAGCUUGUGUGUGUGUGCCUGCUAGUGAGUGAAUGUGUGUAUGUGUGUGCCUGCUAGUGAGUGAGUGAGCUUGUGUAUGUGUGUGCCUGCUAGUGAGUGAACUUGUGUGUGUGUGUGUGUGUGUGUGUGUGUACCUGCUAGUGAGUAAACUUGUCUGUGUGUGUGUGUGUCUGCUAGUGAGAGUGAGCUUGUGUGUGUGUCUGCUUAGUGGAGUGAGCUUGUGUGUGCCUGCUAGUCAAUGAGCUUGUGUGUGUGUGUGUGUCUGCUAGUGAGUGUAGGCUUGUGUGUGUGUGUGUGUGUGUGUGUGCCUGCUAAGUGAGUGAGCUUGUGUGUGUGUGCCUGUUAGUGAAUGAGCUUGUGUGUGUGUGUGUGUGUGUGCACGCCUGCUAGUGAGUGAGCUUGUGUGUGUGCACCUGAUAGUGAGUGAGCUUGUGAGUCUGUGCGCCUGCUAGUGUGUGUGCACCUGCUAGUGAGUGAGCGUGUGUGUGCCUGCUAGUGUGUGAGCUUGUGUGUGUGUGUGUGUGCCUGAUAGUGAGUGAGCUUGUGUGUGUGUGCCUGAUAGUGAGUAAGCUUGUGUGUGUGUGUGCCUGAUAGUGAGUGAGCUUGUGUGUGUGUGUGUGUGUGUGGCUGCUAGUGAGUGAGCUUGUAUGUGUGUGUCAGUGAGCUUGUCUGUAGUGAGCAUGUGUGUCAGUGAAUGUGUCUGUAGUGAGCAUUUGUGUGUUAGUGAGCUUGUCUGCAGUGAGCUUGUAUGUGUCAGAGAGCUUGUCUGUAGGAAUCAUAUGUGUAUCAGUGAGCAUAUGUGUGUGAACUUGUAUGUAGUGAGCAUGUUUGUGUGUGUGUGUGUGUGUGACAGUGAGCUUGUCUGUAGUAAGCUUGUGCAUGUCAGUUUGUCUGUACUACGGUUGUGUGUAUACCAAUAAGCUUGUCUGGGUGUGUCAGUGAGAUUGUCUGUCAGUGAGCCUCUUUGUGUGCAUCUGUGAGCUUGUGUUUUUUUGUCAAUGAGCUUAUGUAUGUCAGUGAGAUUGUUUGUCUAUCAGGCUGUGUACCAAUGAGCUUGUGUGUCAGUGAGAUGGUCUGUGUCUUCAUGUGAGUAUGCUUACUGUAUAAUUAAAUGUUUUACUCUGAAAGGACCAAUAUUUUAUAUGAGAAAAAGAAAUAUAAAAUAUUGGUCCUUUCAGAAUAAAACAUUUAAUAUAUAUAAGUGUAAAACAUUUAAUAUAUAUAAUAUGUAAGGCUAUAUAUAUAGCUUUACAUAUUACAUGUGACAAUACAUGGCGCAAUGACCUAUGGUGCUGGCAUAGAUUUUUUUUCCAGGGCUGCUUUGUAUCCCCAGUCCACCCUGAAGAUAUACCUAAACCAUAGAAACACAAAGAAAUAUCUCAAAGAGUAAUAAAGUAAAAACUACUGCAAGAUCCCAAUUUUCAAGGUUACACUCACAGGAUUUCAAGUAAAAUCCGGCACAUCACAUAAAAUGAUAAAUGUAGACAGGAGCACUGCUGCCUGUCACUAAUAGUUUUCAUAACUCCUUCUGCACAUACCCACCAUCUUAGUUAAAGUGCUCAAUCACUAUACAGCCGAUACCCGAGAUAUGCAUGCUUGUGGCUAGUUGAAAAGUUGUGAAGCUUCAAACUGCAGGACUGGGGCUGUGACUCUGAGGACUGAUCUGAUACUGAUUUCAAUCUGUUUCAAUAUGUAAUGAUUACUGAUUCUUUUAACCAUGUCAGCUACUUCUUGGCUCCAUAUUACCACUGCCAGCUGCAACGGUAAUAAAGAGUCUAUCAGUAUCCUACUGCUAUAACCCUGUGCACACUGUGUGCUCAGAGCUAAUUAAAUUGCUGGCAUGUUCCAUAACAGCAGCAAUAUUUAAUAAAAUGCUAAUGUAAUCACAGCAGGACCGCUACUGAAGAAGAGAACAUGAGAGGGAGAGCUAAGAGUCGGCUAGGAAGCUAGAGCAAGAUAGUUGGAGCAUUAUACAGGGUUCUCUCUUUAUUGCAGCUCUGUGUAAUCUAUCACAGUGACCCUGGCUGGGAUGAGUAUCUCCUUAUUGUGCACAGCUCUGUGUGUGAUUUCUCUGUAUUUCAGCUCUACCUGUUGUAUGGGUAUCUUUGUAGUCUGUACACAAGCUCUGUGUAUUGUAUAGAUAUCUCUGUAUUAUGCCCAGCUCUGUUUAUGUUGUGGUUAUCUCUGCAUUGUACUCAGCUCUACAUAAUUUAUAUAUACCUAUAAUGCCCAGCUUGUUCUAUAGUAUGAGCAUCUCCACAGGCGUGCGCAGCCUAUUGCUUUAGGGUGCACACCAUAGAGCACAAACACGCUGUGUGUAUAUGUAUGUAUAUAUAUGAAUAUAUAUAUAUAUACACACACACACAUACAUACACUGCUGUGUGUGUGUGAAGGUGCUGGUAGUGUGCUGUGUGGGUGUUUGUGUGUGUGUGUUUUUCUGUGUGAGGGUGCUGUUUGUGAGGGUGCUGGUAGUGUGCUCUGUGUGUAUGAGGGUGUUUGUGUGUGUGUGUGUGUGUGUGUGUUAGGGUCCUGUUAGUGUGCUGUGUGAGGGUGCUGUGUAUGUGAAGGUGCUGUUUGUGUGAUGUGUGUGUGUGUGAGGGUGCUGUUUGUGUCCUGUGUGUGAGUGUGAUGUUUGUGUGUGAGUGUGCUGUGUGUGUGAGGGUGCUGUUCAUGUGCUGUGUGUGAGGGUGCUGUGUGUUUGUAAGGAUGAUGUGUGUGUGAGGGUGCUGUGUGUGUGUGGGUGCUGUUUGUGUGCUGUGUGUGUGAGGGUGCUGUUUGUGUGCUGUGUGUGUGAGGGUGCUGUAUGUGUGUGUGUGUGUGCUGUAUGCUUGGAUGGAUUGUGGGGGUGGAGGUGGGGGCAGAUUAGUAAAUAUCCCCCCUCCCUUCUUACCUUAUGUAGGGAGGGGGGAUCCUUGCUGCCAUGUGCCAUCCCUGGUGGUCCAGUGGAGAGUGAACUCUAGCCUGCGGGGCUAGAGUUCACUCUCGCGAGAUCUGAGCGUCAACACUCAGAUCUCACAAGAGGAAUCCAGCAGAGCUACUGGCUAGAGCUCCCCGGGUCCUCUCCUGCCUCCCUCCAUGCUGCUGUGGGCCGGUGAGGUAGAUCUUUGAUCUCCCCACCGGCCGAUGGAGACUUAGAGUAGAUAGUGCCGGCUCUGCAUGAGCCGAAAGGGGAGAUCCUGAGAUCUCCCCUGCCGGUCUCAAUCCAUAGGCGUGAUUUCUAGACAACUGGGUCAGAGCAUCUCUAAAACGGCAAGUCUUGUGGGGUGUUACAGGUAUGCAGUGGUUGGUACCUAACAACCACUGCAUACAACCAGUGCAGACAACCAGUGAACCAGCCUUGGGGUCAUGUAUGCCUAAGGUUCAUUGAUACACGUGGGGAAUGAAGGCAGCUUGUCUUGUCCAAUCACACAAAAGAGGUACUGUAGCUCAAAUUGCUGAAAAACAUAAUGCUGGAAAUGAAGUAAAGGUGUCACAACACACAGUGCAUAUCAGUUUCUGCGUAUGGGGCUGUGUCCACCGCCGAAACCACCAUCAAUGGGGACAUGACGUCAGAACUAGACCAUGGAGCAAUGGAAGAAUGUUGACUGUUCUGACAAAUCACAUCUCUUUCAGAUCAGGUGGGUGGUCAGGUGAGUGUGUGUUGUUUACCAGGGGAAGAGAUAGACCAGGAUGCACUAUGGAAGAAGACAGGCCGGCGGAGGCAGUGUUAUGUUCUAGGCAAUAUUGUUGUGCUGGAAACCUUGGGUUUUGGCAUUCAUGUGGAUGUUACUUUGACACCUACCACCUACCUAGAGAUUGCUGCAGUCCACGUACACCCCCUUCAUGGCAAUGGUGUUCCCUCAUGGCAGUGACCUCUUUCAUCAGGAUAAUGCACCCAGCCACACUACAACAAUUGUUCAGGAAUGGUUUGAGAAACAUGGCAAAGAGUUCAAGGUGUUGCCUUGGCCUCAGAAUUUCCCAAAUCUCAAUCUGAUUGAGCAUCUGUGGGAUGUGCUGGAACAACAAAUCUGAUCCAUGGAGGUCCCAACUCGCAAGACUUAAAGGAUCUGCUGCCAAUGUCUUGGUGCCAGAUACCACAGGACACAUUCAGAGGUCUUGUGAAGUCUGUGUCUCAACACAUUAGAGUUAUUUCAGCAGCACAAGGGGGACCUACAUGAUAUUAGGCAGGUGGUUUUAAUCAGUGUAUAUGCAAGGUCCGAGAGUAACGGAACCACAGUACUAAGGCAGUGAGCAUAUUGCGUAUUGCCCUGGACUAUAUUGAUUGAAAAUGAGUUGGAGUGUGAUAUCAGACUGAAGUUAUUUGUAAACGUUUACUUUUAACAAUGAUUGUUUAAUGCAAGUGUGGUUAAGUGCAAGAAUACAUUUUGCUUAUAGCAAUUAUUUAACCAAAAAAUCAUAUUAAUGCUCUGUAAGCAGUGCCCCUAUUCAGAGCUGGCAUUGACUCUCCCUUGGAGGCCAGAUGUGUAUGCUCUACAAUUAACCACCUAAACGGACCUCUUUGUUUUCCCUUGACUGUGUGUAGAGGAAAGAAAAUGACCAACACCUGUAAGUAACUUUUCCUUUCUCUGCAUCGUUACAGAGUUUCUAGAAGAAUUUCACGGAGAGGGAAGAGAAUGUGUCAAUUGUGGCGCUAUGUCCACUCCUCUGUGGAGGCGGGAUGGCACUGGGCACUACCUGUGUAAUGCCUGUGGACUCUACCACAAAAUGAAUGGCAUCAACCGUCCCCUCAUCAAGCCACAGAAACGACUGGUAGGAAAUCAUCAAUUUAUAACUAACUUCAAAAUGCUGUUUUCUGGGUCCCAGGAGCUUAUACAGCAUUAAAAUAAACAGUACUAAUGUAUGAAUUUUUAAAGGGUAUAUAAGUUACCAAUUUCUGGUAGUGUUAACAGCUUCAAUGAGGAAAAUAAAUUUAUAACCGUAUAUUAUGCCAGAUGGUGUGUAUCACAGAGCUCCACAGCAAUAAAGCUCACAGUAAUGUGCAUUCUGUUUGUGUGUAUCACAGAGCUCCAUGACAAUAAAACUCAUAGUAUGCAUUGUAUAAAUUGUAUCAGAGCCCCAAUCAAAACAUGCAGUAAUGUGUAUUGUGCACAAAUGUAUCACAGAGCUCCACAGAUAUAAAACUCACAUUAAUGUGCAAUGUUUGUAACACAGAGCUCCGCGGCAUUAAAAGUCACCUGAGCUCCACAGUGAUAAAACUAACAGUAAGCUGCUAUAUGAGUUCCACAACAAUAAAACAUACAUAUGCCACACUACUGUGAGUUUUAAUGCUGUGGAGCUCUGUGAUACACUCAUAUUCUGCAUAUUACUGUGAGUUGUAUUCCUGUGGAGCUCUGUGAUACAUUCAUAUACUGCAUAUUACUGUGAGUUUUAUUGCCGUGGAGCUCUGUGAUACACUCAUAUACUGCAUAUUACUGUGAGUUUUAUUGCCGUGGAGCUCUGUGAUACACUCAUAUACUGCAUAUUACUGUGAGUUUUAUUGCCGUGGAGCUCUGUGAUACAGUCAUAUACUGCAUAUUACUGUGAGUUUUAUUGCCGUGGAGCUCUGUGAUACAUUCAUAUACUGCAUAUUACUGUGAGUUUUAUUGCCGUGGAGCUCUGUGAUACACUCAUAUACUGCAUAUUACUGUGAGUUUUAUUGCCGUGGAGCUCUGUGAUACACUCAUAUACUGCAUAUUACUGUGAGUUUUAUUGCCGUGGAGCUCUGUGAUACACUCAUAUACUGCAUAUUACUGUGAGUUUUAUUGCCGUGGAGCUCUGUGAUACACUCAUAUACUGCAUAUUACUGUGAGUUUUAUUGCUGUGGAGCUCUGUGAUACACUCAUGUUCUGCAUAUUACUGUGAGUUUUAUUGCCGUGGAGCUCUGUGAUACACUCAUAUACUGCAUAUUACUGUGAGUUUUAUUGCCGUGGAGGUCCUUGAUUCAUCCAUGCACAUAGCACAUGGCAAUUUCAUUGCUGUGCUCUACAACGCUCCAUAGAUAUAAAACUCCUGCUUUAAAUAAAAUGCAAUUUAUUACUUUGAUAAAGUCCUUACAAAGCCACCCAAAAUGUCCUGGAAUAUCUUCACCCCCUUGAGCACAUAUUGAAUCACACCCACUGCUCCUGUCUGAAAUAUCGUGAGCUAUGGCUGAAGAUCAAGUUUGACCCUUCCCCAUGCACAAGGAAUGAAAGUUAUACUCUGGCAGUGAGAUACAAUUGGUGAAUAUUUGAUCCAGUAUUACAGUUUGCAAACACUGUAAAAAUUGUAUUUUCUUAUAUUUUGACGACUGGAUUUUCAUUGCACUUUAUGUAGGAACAGUAGUUGUGAAAAGAAUGUCACUUCCAGUUAUUUCUCACAGAUCAUAUGAUUUAAACAAAUAGAUUUAAUCCUAAAUACCAACACAAAAUCCAUACAAAUUUUUUUUAAGUUAAAGAAUUUCUUCAACCCUUUUUUGGUUUUCUUUGAAUAAUGCCCUAUUGGUCCCCAAGUCCCACCCUCCCUAAAAACUAACGAACAAAACGAGAAAAAAAAAACGCACAGUGAAACACUGCAGUACCAGACUCCUACCACCUUGACUUCUUUUUCUAACAUUCUUUCUAUUGGUAUAACAACAAACAGAUAUUGUGAAACAGGUCGUGUUUAGCCUGGUACAAAGAGCACUAGUACUUAUAGUUCUGUUAUCGUACAUCAGUGUCAAAAGCAGGAUACAAAACAUCGUUUGGUCAGGCUGUGCACAUAAUGUAGUGUAUUAUGUUGCUCAUACUUACUGUGACACCUCAGGACGACGCAGAAUGUAAGAAAAAAAAAUAGCGGGAGGGGUAGUAAGGCAGCAGAGUAUUAGCUGUGGGCCAUCGUAGCUAAUGUCUAAGAGCGGUGUUUGUCAGUGGCAGGUAGCUGUAUAGCUCAUGUCACUGCGUACCCUUAGACUGGCCCGUUUGGGAAUUGGGAAGGGAGACCAGGGGAAAACAACUAUUUACAAAUGAAUGUGGUGUGCAUGAUGAGGAAUAUUGAGGAUAGUGUGGAGCAGUGCAGUUAAAGUGAGGACAGCAGAAUGGUAGAGAUAAGUGAGAUAAGAGAGGUGAUCAGAAUUUCCUCUUGGGGGUCCCCGGGGGGAAUUAGUAAGGGGGCUGGGGUAGGAGAAGCCCUAUGUUUGUGAGUCGUGGACUUGAGGAUUGGGGAGGGGGAGUACUGUGUCAUCAGGAUUUUCGUCAGGUAAAUAGCAGACCGCUGGUGAUCCAGAGGUCUCAGACCGCUGGUGUCAUGAAAUUGGGCUGCCAAUUUGUCAGUUUCCAGGGUCUCCAUGAUCUUCCACGUCACAGUGGCAAUAGUGAGUGUCUGUUGGUCGGCCCAUUUUUCCCUUAGGGCACUACAUGCAGCCAGCGCCAUCUGUGAUGCUAAUUUGUUCUAAUGUCUAGUCAAGGCGUCUGUUGGUUUAGAUCAGACGUUUUGGACUACAUCUCCCUGUAUCUUUGCCAGCAUUAUGGCUGUAAGUGCAGAACAUCUGGAGGGCCGAAGUUUCUCCAUCCCUGGUUUAGAUAAUAGCAGAUCCCAUGGGCUAGAGGGUAUGGUUUGGUUUCCCCAGUACUACCUAUACAAGUCCAGAAACCUUGACUCUUCAGACAACUCCACCAGCAGUGGCCACGACCACUUCUAAUAGCAGAAAUGGUCAUGCUGGUUAGAGCAACCCUUAUAAAGAAAUAUAUCAGUUUACCUUAAAAUUCUUGUAAUAAUAGUACGACGAUGACUAUAAGUACCAUCCAAACAUUAGAUUUUCUGAAUACAAGGUGUCUGCAUUCAGAGACCUUUUUGGAAAGUUGGUCUUUAUCGUCUGAUUGCAAUAUGACACAUGAAAAGUAAUGUAAAAAUUAAAAGAAAGAAGAAACAAAAGAAAAGUAGCUGUAAAAAUGGAGGCAGGUAAUUAUUCCACAAUGGGGAAAUAAGGAGGUAUUUGCAUUUUGUUUGCAUGUUUGAUCACAUUAAUACUCAGCUUAGUGUGUGUCAGACAUGAUUCCAGCCCAGCUAUUAAGGGCACAGGUGGAGUGUAUUUCUGGGCUGUGCCUAUGGGCUUUAGCACAUCCCUUAUGGUAACUGAUCCUCUGCUAUGCUUGCCGUCCAGUGAUUUUUGGUUUUGGCGUAAAUCCCAGUACUCCCAUUCCCACCACUUAGUGCACUCUGUUCCAGAUGGCAAAGCAGUCAGGCUGACUCCUUAAAGGACUUUAUAUGAAUUGAGCAAGGUGCGAGGAUGUGAAAUGUAAAGGAAGGUUCUGUAAGAGGCCGCGUGCUGCCAAUACUGUUCCUUUCUGAAAGGUUUGUGUGUUAAACACUUUGUGCGCCAUAUUUCCAUCAGCUUCCAGAAACACUGGAAAAAUGAAUCCAGAAAUGGUAUUACUGCCGCACAGACACCAUGUAUCACACAGAGAGUAUACAUGGGAUCUCCACCAUUCCUUUGUAACAGGAUAUCAUUGGCUGAAUGGAGUGUGCAGGUUGAUAUCAGACACUCUGAGCUCGAAAAGAGCUGUAAAUGUAGUCACCUCGAAGGCUUAACUGGCAGUGCAAUGAAGCGGUGGGAUCCCUGUAUCUGCAGUACUAGCGUUGUAGGUAUGGCUGCUGACUAUUCAGGGAGCAUGGCAAUGCUGUGAUCAAAAAACAUCAGAGGGAAGGAAUGGGCAUUUACUGCCAUGUCUAAAACCUUGUUACCCCAAGGGAAAUGGACUGGAGGGUGGAUUCCAGGCCACUAGUCACACAAUAUACCAAUAUAUAUACUGGGGCCCCUGGGGUUUGUACAUCUCUACUGCUCCUCACAAGUGUUCUAUCAUAUGGAAUCCUAAAGUGAUAGAACUUUAAUGACAACAUAUAUGGAGUUACAUGUAUGUUUUUUCUCUGGUAUAAUACUAAGCCCUACGGAUUUUGUUUGUGCUAUAUUAAUAUAAUAAUAAUACGUGGCAUUCAGACCGGAUGGUAAACAUGACGGGAUUUUAAAUUUUACUCAAGUCAGUUCUGUAAUCAUUCCCCAUCGGCCUCUGAGCAUUACAGCAGUCUGUAAUCUGUUAUUACGAAAUAUACUUUAUGCUGAAUAAUUCAAGUUAUAGUCUCCUUGGUGACAGACCCAGUUUAAGUAAACCUCAGAGAAUUAAAAUGAUUGUAAAUAAUUUGAGCAGGGAUGCAAAGGGGCAAAGUGUGUGUAUGUGUUGUAUUGCAUAGUUUCUGCCCACAGAAAGACACUAUUUCUCGAAUCAUUAUGUUACACAAUAGCUAGAUUAAUUAAUCACAGAAAUCUUACACCAAUGGAGUGCAUAGUUAGCAGGGACCACACAAAUUAGUAAUUUCAGCCUGCCUUCUGCAAGAUGUCUCCUAAAACCAGGUGAGCACCCUGUGAUGGCCACCUAAGCUUUGCUGCUGUCCAUUUACAUGCCAAAGUCUACUCAUCUCAUCAUGGCUACCACACACAUGACCACCCUACUUGGCCACCACACACAUGGCCACCCCUGAACUUUACUUCAAUGGCUGCAACGACCCCAGAUUUCCAGCCUAGACCAAAACCUAUGGAGUGUUAUCUUCAUGCUUUAACCCCUACCUGGUACUAGAUAUAUAUACCUAAUAGAGAUAGUUUACACAAAGUGCAAUAAUAAGGAAUUAAAUGACACAGAAAUAAUUUUUGUACAUUAUUAUUAUUUAUUUUUUGGAGUGCAGAAUAAUAUACAAGCUUAAAGGAACACUAUAGGGUCAGAAACACAAACUUGUAUUCCUGACCCUAUAAUGUUAAAAACACCAUCUAGCCCCUCUGACCCCCCUUGCCCUCCCUAAAUAUAGUAAAAUCUAACCUUUACUCUAGUCUUCUGCUACUGGCUCUGCCCCUGAUCUGCCUGCUUGGCUGACAUCAUCAGAAGUCUUGCUCAACAUACAGUCUUUCUCUGGAAAUCAUUGGAUUGGCUGAGACUGUCAAGUAGGCAGAUCAGGGGCAGAGCCAGCACAAGCCAAACACAGCCCUGGCCAUCAGUAUCUCCUCAUAGAGUUGCAUUGAAUAAAUACAUCAAAGUUCUGUGUCUCCUUGCAGAGGGUGGAGACACUGAAUGUCAGUCACACUGUGCAGCACUGCCCCAGGAAGCACUUCUAGUAUCUGUCUGAGAUUUGGCCAGUGAAUGUAUCCCUAGGCUGUCAGCCAGUGAUUGUGAAUACACAAAGGCUGAUUUUUCCUAGCUCAGUCCCGGAGCCAUGUUCAGCCAAUGCCUUUUAAAGGUAUAGUACAGUCCUGCUUUAAGGAGGCAUACUGCAGGGCAUUGCACCAAGAUGUAGGCAGGUAGAUUGUGUCUCCUACCGUGUGUGGGGCUCCACACAGCACCUCAGAAUUUGGUUGUGAUCCUGCUUUGGGCCGCUUAGGGAUAUUCCUCUGUGCAGCCUCAUGUCUAAGUGGAGUGUGCCGCUUGUUCUGCUGCCACGAUGGAGCCUUAACUGGCGACUGGCCCGGCAUCCUCUCUGUCCCCCCAGCAGAACCAGGGUGUGACCCUUAAGUAUUAAGGCCAAGCAGGGGGCCAGGUCUAGCCAGCACCAUCUUGUGGCGAUGCACUCGUCACCUUUGACAUCAGGCCCGGAACCGGCGUCUUGCGCUAAUUUUGCCCAGUAAUUUCCAAGGUGAGUAUGCUCUCUGCUGGGGUAGUAGCCUUCUGACACUGGUGGAGCUUCUGCCAAAAUGCACCAAAGAUUCUGUCAAGAUGAGAGAACCUGCUCCACACAGAGAACAGUGGGACUCAUGGCAUUUAGAGAAGGCCAACAAGUAGUGGUGAAACAGCAGGGCCUCCCAGGGCUAAACCGGAAUGACCCCCCACCGGUCCAGGGGGAAAUGAGGCACUAGAAGAAGACACCACAGGAACUCCGAUCACUCCAGAUGAGGAGACUCUCCCACUGUAUAUGUUCACCAGACCGCAGUGCAUAGAGCCGAGUAUGCCGGUAGGCUGCAAGCUGGACAGCAUUAAUCUGAGUCCAGGUAAUCUGCUCUGGUCAGGGAGCAUGUGUGGCACUGUCAACGUCAUGCAGAGAGUGAUAAUGGGUGAUUAUUUAGGUAAAAAUACCCUGCAAUAUUUGACUCUUGGUGUAUUGAGUCAUUUUUGUUCCCCCUUUAAUAAUCCAUAUUUUCUGAUGGCCAUAAAUGAGAGAUAAACCAGAGAAUCUAAAUAGGCUGCAAUAUGUUACUGUUCUUUUUUAUAUAAAUAAACUGCUCAGUUCAAAGUUAGAGACAGCGGGUUCUCGCAGACAAGGUCACAGCGUUGCCACGGAGAUCUGACUGCCCCUUUUACUUUAAAGUAAACUGAAAGGAAAUUAGGAGUAAAAUAUGGUUCUGCUGCUGUCCUUGACAAGCCCCUGAGCCUUGUGAUCGUCCAUCACUGGCGCUCAACAAAAUUUAGGAGUUAGGGAGGAACAUUUACAGAGACAAUAUUUUUGGAAGAAACUAAUGGAGACUCUGCCUGUCUCCAUCUCACAGGCUCCCAAAAAAUAAUUAAUUAACCCGUUAGAGGCUGAGGACGCCCAAUGUAUUCAGCCCUUUUCAGAGUUAUUUCUCUAUUUUCCACCAAUUUGUUUAAACGCACAUUUCUAAGCUUUCUGGACACCAUUCGGCAACGUUCAUUAGCAGACACUUCACACCUACAACAGCUGGUUGUGGCUGAUUACACGGAUAUUAGCCAGUUUGUUUCUAAACUGGAUUAUAUGUUCUACUGAGCCAAGAAAUCAUUACAUCCAGUAUAACAGACUGUUCCCGGACAUUCACUAUGUACAGACCAUGAUAUAGUGGGAUUUGGCUAACCCUUCUAAUGAAGAGGUUAAUAAUGCUCAAUCAUUUCCUGUUCUUGGAGAGAAAAAGAAAUCCCUGCAACCAGGCUACAGUCUCUACCCCAGGAUCCCCUGCAGCCGGGCUCCAGCCUCUACCCCAGAAUCCCCUGCAGCCUGGCUCCAGCCUCUAUCCCAGAAUCCCCUGCAACCAGGUUACAGCCUCUACCCCAGAAUCCCCUGCAGCCUGGCUCCAGCCUCUACCGCAGAAUCCCCUGCAGCCUGGCUCCAGUCUCUAUCCCAGAAUCCCCUGCAGCCAGGCUCCAGUCUCUAUCCCAGAAUCCCCAGCAACCAGGUUACAGUCUCUAUCCCAGAAUCCCCAGCAACCAGGUUACAGUCUCUACCCCAGAAUCCCCUGCAGCCAGACUCCAGUCUCUACCCCAGAAUCCUCUGCAGCCAGGCUCCAGCCUCAGCCCCAGAAUCUGCAGCCGGGCUCCAGUCUCUAUCCCAGAAUCCCCUGCAGCCGGGCUCCAGUCUCUAUCCCAGAAUCCCCUGCAACCAGGUUACAGCCUAUGCCCCAGAAUCCCCAGCAACCAGGUUACAGUCUCUAUCCCAGAAUCUCCAGCAACCAGGUUACAGUCUCUACCCCAGAAUCCCCUGCAGUCAGACUCCAGUCUCUACCCCAGAAUCCCCUGCAGCCAGGCUCCAGCCUCAACCCCAGAAUCCCCUGCAGCCGGGCUCCAGUCUCUAUCCCAGAAUCCCCUGCAGCCGGGCUCCAGUCUCUAUCCCAGAAUCCCCUGCAACCAGGUUACAGCCUAUACCCCAGAAUCCCCUGCAGCCUGGCUCCAGCCUCUACCCCAGAAUCCCCUGCAGCCUGGCUCCAGCCUCUACCCCAGAAUCCCCUGCAGCCUGGCUCCAGUCUCUAUCCCAGAAUCCCUGCAGCCUGGCUCCAGAUUCUACCCCAGAAUCCCCUGCACUGGCUACAGUCUCUACCCCAGAAUCCCCUGCAGCCUGGCUCCAGCCUCUACCCCAGAAUCCCCUGCAGCCGGGCUCCAGUCUCUAUCCCAGAAUCCCCUGCAGCCGGGCUCCAGUCUCUAUCCCAGAAUCCCCUGCAACCAGGUUACAGCCUCUACCCCAGAAUCCCCUGCAGCCUGGCUCCAGCCUCUACCCCAGAAUCCCCUGCAGCCUGGCUCCAGCCUCUACCCCAGAAUCCCCUGCAGCCUGGCUCCAGUCUCUAUCCCAGAAUCCCCUGCAGCCAGGCUCCAGUCUCUAUCCCAGAAUCCCCUGCAACCAGGUUACAGUCUUUAUCCCAGAAUCCCCUGCAGCCAGGCUCCAGUCUCUAUCCCAGAAUCCCCUUGCAUCCAGGCUCCAGUCCAGUCUCUACCCCAGAAUCCUCUGCAGCCAGGCUCUGGUCUCUAUCCCAGAAUCAUCUGCAGCCAGGCUCCAGUCUCUAUCCCAGAAUCUCCUGCAGACAGGCUCCAGUCCUUAUCCGGAAAUCCUCUACAGCCCGGCUCCAGUCCUUAUCCUGGAAUCUCCUGUAGCCAGGCUCCAGUCCUUAUCCCAGAAUCUCCUGCAGCCUGGCUCCAGCCUCUAUCCCAGAAUCUCCUGCAGCCGGGUUCCAGUCUCUAUCCCAGAAUCCCCUGCAGCCAGGCUCCAGUCUCUAUCCCAGAAUCCCCAACAACCAGGUUACAGUCUCUACCCCAGAAUCCCCUGCAGCCAGGCUCCAGUCUCUAUCCCAGAAUCCCUUGCAUCCAGGCUCCAGUCUCUACCCCAGAAUCCCCUGCAGCCAGGCUCCAGUCUCUAUCCCAGAAUCAUCAGCAGCCAGACUCCAGUCUCUAUCCCAGAAUCUUCUGCAGACAGGCUCCAGUCCUUAUCCGGAAAUCCUCUACAGCCCGGCUCCAGUCCUUAUCCUGGAAUCUUCUGUAGCCAGGCUCCAGUCCCUAUUCUUGAAUAAUCUGUAGCCCAGCUCCAGUUCUUAUCCCAGUAUCCUCUGCAGCCAGGCUCCAAUCCCCAUCCCAGAAUUGCCUGCUUAUUCUAUUCUCAUAGGAAUUAGUGGCAUGGGUGAAUUCACACACAUGAUGUGCUGCCAAGGGAAAAAGCAAGAAAUUAGAUGCCAUAUAGACAUUUUCAGCCAUGCUAAUAUUACCACAGAAAGCUAUUAGAGGACAGGGAUUGGCUGAGGGGUCUUUGCCAUUUCCUGCUUUGAUUAGGAAUCUGAGGAGAGUCAGAAUCUUGGAAAAUCGUAAAGAAAAGGAAAGACAUGUUUCCUAGAGGGAUACAUUUCCAACAAUAGGGCCUAACACUGAAAAAUACCAAAAAGACAGUCCCCAACUACAUGUGUAGUUGGGGACUGUCUUUUUGAGAAUCUUGGAAAACCCUUUUAAAAGGGGGGACAUUCUGGAGUGAUUAUCGUUUUUUUUUAUUAAUGUGCAGUAAGUCCAACAAAGAGUGCCUUUAUAUUAAUAAGUUAGAAUAUUGUGCUUUUGUUUAUGUAUUUAUGUAUUUUUCAUUCCGUAUGACUGAUAUUCUGAGGUAUGAUAAGAAACCUCCUCUGUAUGCCAUUAUCCUGUGUAUUCCCUUGCUAGUGUAAUAAUAAUUAGCUAACACGUCAGACUUUGUAGACUCUGGAGAACCUCUGUCUGACACAGAGGUUCUUGGGGCUCACCGAGGGGGCCUGCACAUACCAUUCAACUCACUCAGAACUUGCGGGAAAUUGUUUAAAUUCUCUGCUCCACUGAAAACCGAAGAACGUGGUUCUUAGAGCCACAGUUUCUGGGAGUUAUCACUUGCAUGGAUUGAUUUGCGAAUAUUGGUUGUGCAUGUAGAAUGCUUGAAAAGAGAAUUUUACAAAAUGUGUUACAAAAAAUUGCAAUACGAAAUUAUUUUACAGCUGAAAAGUAAAAUUCUUAACAUUUGUUGACUUAAGAGGUUUUCUAAGAAUUCACAGUAUGGAAAUGGUUGAAGGAGAGAGUAAUUGUAGAUUAUGCUAGCUUUAGUGUACUGAUAAUCUUAAUUUUAUUAAUGACAGGAGGCGAAUAUUUUCUUAAGUCUCUCUUUACUAGAACUCCACAGCAGAAAAAAAACACAGAGAGUAAAUAACCAAUCAAAAACCAGUAAGGAGACCAUAUAACUCCAUUCUCAACAUUCCAUUUCCUCUUUCUUUUUUUUUUCUUUUUUUUAAAUUCUUUAUUUUUGUAGUGCUUCGAGUAACAAACAUGACUAUAUCGCCACGACAGCAGAUACAAGUCGCUGAGAUAUCACAAAAUAAACAAUAUCAUGGCAUUAAAUGACAGCACAUUUUUAGAUUAAUCUAGGAAUAGUAAAUGAACAGUGCAUGCGUGAUACAGAAACAGUUAACAGUAUAGAUUGGUUAUAUGCACUCUAUAGGAGUCAAGUAUUGUUAUCUGCACGUGUGGCUAAGAUCUAUGUGUAACCAAAGUAGGACCUAGUGGAAGUUUGUAUGCUUGAGUGUGAGUGACUAGUUAGGAGCCACCUUUGGUGUUAGCAUCUCCUAGAGCUUAUUCUACUAGCAUUCUAUUGGUGGCAGCAGGGUUAAGAUGCCGUUCGAGGGGCAGAUGUAUGUUGCAGAGUAUGAAGGUUAGGAUGAUCUACUUAGUUUAAAAAUAGCUAUGCCCGUCACCCAGAGAUUCGUUAUGCUAUAUACAUUCCACAUAGGGGGUUGUUUUGAGUUAUGUGUAACGCAUUAAGUGUGUCGGGUACUACCAUGAGUAUUCCGCUAGCUGGGGAGGCUGCUUUCGUCCUUCAUAAGUAGUGGGGACAUCUAGCGGUUAGUAGCGAGACUAGAGCUACAAAUUACAUGACUAGUGUUUUUAGUGAGUAGGUCUGGGUGUAGGUUGCUAUGGAUAAAUUUUACACCUCACUUCGAGAUAGAGUGGGUCUUAGUCUAACGGCCAUUGAGGGGAGGCGGGGGUGGGGGGGUGAGGGGAAUUGUCCUCAUGGGAUACUCGGUGCUUAAUAGAUAGGUACCAGCGAGAUAGAAAGUAAUGUACAAAAGGAAACAAACAGAGAGAAAAAAAAAAAAUAUGAAAUAUAUAUAUAUAUAUAUAGUCACAGAAACGGUCACGGCUCGGAACCCCUUUGGUAACAGAUAUGUGUGAGAGAAGUUCGCCUCAAGUAGUAACCAAAGCGUAGGCUCCCUGUGGGGCUUGUUGCGGGACAAAUGGAGUGCUUCUUGCAGGGUCCCACGUGUGUGCCUGUGUGGUUGCCCCUCGAGGCCCAAUACUCUGCAGAGCGUCCUUUGGGAGGCCUAGGGUGUCCAGGAGCACAGAUGCCUCCUGUAUGUCAUGGACCGAGUAGAAGGAUUCUCUGUGUUGCACUUGGAGCGUACGGGACAUCCGCCACCUGUAUUGGAUGUUGUUGCUCCGUAGGAGAGUGGUAAACCCCUGCAGGGAUCUUCUCCACUGCAGAGUGCUCCCAGAGAGGUCGGUGUAAAAGGUUAAGGACAUGUCUUCAAAUACAUAUGGGGACUGUCCCUUGAGUGCUUCUUGUACUGUCGCCUUGUCACUGCUUCUUUGGAAUUUCACCACUGUAUCUCUGGGCGCCUCUUCUGGGGCCCUCCUGGGUUUCGGGAUCCGGAAUACUCCAUCCACUGCAAUUUGCCUGACUUGCUUUGGAGACAGCAAUGCUCCCAGCAGCCUUCUUAUGAGGUGUUGUAACUCUGCUGUUGGUACCUCCUCCGGGAUACCUCUUAUUUUAAGGUUAGCGCGGCGCCUUGUGUCUUCCACGGUCGCCAGUUUCUGUUCAACCCCAGCUUGUUGCUUUUUCAGCGCUUGUACCUCUUGUUCCAGAGAGCAUAUUCUCUGAUCAUGGUCCUUUGUGGAGGCCUCCAUCACUCCCAGUCGGCCUACCAGGCCCUUGAGGUCCUGACACAGUGCGGCCACGUCUGCCUGGAGAGUUGUCUGAAGCCCCGCCAGGAGCUCUUGCAGGGUCUCCUUUGUGACAGAUUGGCAGGGUAGGUUUCGGGUGUGUGUGUGAGAGGGUUUCUGUGAUGGUAUGUCUGCCGCUCCGGUGUAUUGCGACAUCUCUUCGGAGGAGUCGGAGUAUUCAUACAGCUCCGCGGCCAUUUUGGGCCCAAGUGCGCCAUGCGCCUGCCUGAAGAGCUCGCCUAUAUUCAUUCCCUGUUUGGGUUUGUCUGACUUCUGCUUCUUAGAAUUACGACCCAUGGUAGCUCUGGUCGUUCUGGAGCGUUGGGCUUCUUGUUUUUUGGGGUUUUAUUCCCAGGAUUUCGCCUAUUAACGCUGUUUAGCCUGGAGCUCUGAGAGUGUGUGUCUGAUCGCUUCGGCUGCUCGGCUCCGCCCCCUCCAUUUCCUCUUUCAAGCUGCGAUAACAAACACAGUCAGUAAACAUAACAUAACAUAACAAAAACAGCCAGUCUCUGACAGAGAUAACGACUCUCAUAGACGCAUGAUUCGCCGGCCUGAAAUAAAACUGUCGAAAAGUGUCUUCUCAAGACCAGUCUGCUGAACGUGGAAUAUCAGAAAGGGAGGCACCUGCUACCAGGGCUCCUGAUGCCGCCGCGCCCCUUACCGAAUGAGUACCAAAUGAUGAUUCCACGCCAGCCAUUCAGUGAAAAUUAUAUUGAACACCACCAAGUCUACAGGUCCCCGCCCUAGGCAGUAAUGAAAACAUACAGGCAUAAAUAACCAUAAGAAAUAAUUGACCAAAAAUACUCAACAUACGAGAUAAUAAAUACAAACAAGGGUCGGGAACAAAAGGGUGGGAAAUAUUCGCCUCCUGUCAUUAAUAAAAUUAAGAUUAUAGGUACACUAAAGCUAGCAUAAUCUACAAUUUUAUAACAUGACAGGAGACUUCAUAUUUGCUGUUUCAACGCUCAGCCAGUAAGGCAAAAGAUGCAUGAUUCGCCGGCCUGAAAUAAAACUGUUGAAAAGUGUCUUCUCAAGACCAGUCUGCUGAACGUGGAAUAUCAGAAAGGGAGGCACCCGCUACCAAGGCUCCUGAUGCCGCCGCGCCCCUUACUGAAUGAGUACCAAAUGAUGAUUCCACGCCGGCCAACGACAAUAGCCAUCUGAUCCAACGAGCCAAAGUAAUGGUAGACACCGGUUUAUGUGGACGUACAUAAGAUAUCAACAGUUGUCCCUAUUGGGAACCUCGAAGUGGGGUAGUAACCGUCACAUAGCGAGACAGAGUAGAAACCACACAGAGCUUAGGAGCUUCUCGAAAAUAUUAAUAGAAAAUAACAGUUGAGUCGGACUUGGUACGUCUCCACACUGAAAAGGUCACCCCCUCUGGGGAAAAGGUGAAUGCGUUAACAUCAAAAGCCCGGACGUCAAAGACCUGACGAAAAGAUACAAGGCACAAAAGAAGUAAAAACUUGGCCGACAACUGUCGUAGGGAAAGCUCCUGAUUCUUCGGCCACUCCUGAAUGAAAUCCAAAACCCGGUGUACAUCCCAGAGGGGUGCAUAUUUAGGUGCUGGCGGACGUGACAGUCUGAUGCCUCUCAAGAGUCUACAGACCAAGGCAUCUUGUCAGAUGGGCAUCCCUUGAAGGGGAACGUGAGCCGAGAUGGCCGAUCUGGCAACAUUAACUGAACGAUACGACCUCCUUUGAUCGAAGAGGUGAGAAAGGAAAUUCAGGACGCGGGAUACAGGCGGUGUAAAGGGAUUGAUGCUCCGUUCCAUGCAGCAACGACACCAUAUGUUCCAGGCGGACAGAUAACAUCUCCUCAUUCCUGGGGCCAAGGAGUCCCAGAGGAGGCUUCUAGCUGAUCCCGAUAGUUCAUUGACAUUCCAGGUACCCCGGAAAGAGUCCAAGCCACCAAUUGGAGGUGGCCUUCCAAUACGAGGGGGUGAUGGUUGCCUCAUGAAUCCGAAAGGAGUAUUCGCGGGGAUGGAAGGAUAAGCGGGUACUGACAUGACAGCUCCAGUAAUUCCGGGAACCAAACCUGGCCUUGCCAAAGAGGUGUCAUCAACACCAACGAUACCUGUUGACGCCGUAAUUGGAAUAGGACCCUGGUGGUCAUAGUGAAUGGUGGAAACGCAUAGGCUCCCUUUGACGGCCAGUCCUGAAGGAAGGCAUCCACUGCUGCGCACGUCGGAUCCGGGAGCCAGCUGAAGUAAUUCAAAACCUGGAAGUUCGUUCUGGAAGAGAACAGAUCCACCGUGAAUGGGCGCCUCUGUCGCGCCAUUUCGAGGAAGAUCGUCGAUGUAGCCGCCAAUAGUAGGCAUCCCUCCAGUGUCUGGAGAACCAGUCUGCCGUCAGGUUCGACACACCUGGAAGAUACUCUGCCUGGAGACUGAUAUUGCGCUGAAGGCAAAAGUUGUAAAUCUCCUUCGUCACUGCCCGUGUGCGGGCCCCUCCCAGGCGGUUAAUAUACUGUACCGCUGAUAUAUUGUCCAUUCUCAGCAGGAUGCAGCUAUCCGACAGAUGACCCGCAAGGCUUUGUAUUGCGAAUUAACCCGCAAUCAUUUCUAGGCAGUUAAUGUGAUAUCCUGCUUCCGUGCUUGACCAGGGGCCUCCCGUGGAGGCGGUUGUACAGGUCGCUCCCCAGCCCCAUAGGCUCGUAUCCGAUUCUUGGACAAAGUCCAGAGUUGGGCUGAAAAUCGCCUUGUUGUUCCAAGCUGACAUGUGUAACAGCCACCAGCGAAGUUCGGUUUUGACUUCCUGCGUGAUGGGAACCAGGUGGUCGUAUGAGGGUUUCCUGCGUAAGAAGCGUGCUUUCAGGCGCUGCAUGGCCCUGUAGUGAUGGGGAACUGGGUAGAUGGCUUGGAUCGAUGCGGACAAGAGGCCCACCACUCGUGCCAGGACCUUGAGUGGAAUAAUUUCUUGGCACAGGAUCCGUCGGAUCUCUUUUCGAAUGGCCGUGAUCUUGGCCUGAGGGAGGCAUAGGAUGCACUGAGUCGCAUCUAUUUCGAAUCACAGGAAUUGGACUACCUGCGUUGGUGUAAGGGCCAACUUCUCUCGGUUAACCACAAACCCCAGGGAUUCGAACAAGGAGACCGUGUAAAGCGUCUGAGAUUUCAGUCUGGAGGCGUCCUCACAGAAUAGAAGCAAAUUGUCCAGAUAUAUCAGGCAUCGAAUGCCCCUGGAGCGCAGGCAUACCAUUACCGGUUUUAACAGUUUGGUGAAACACCAUGUUGCCAAGCUGAGGCCGAAGGGUAGGCAGGUGAAUUGGCAAGGCCUCCCUUUCCAAACGAAGCGUAGAAAGUAUCGGCAUCCGGAUUCCACUGGAACGGAUAGAUAUGCAUCCUUCAGGCCUAGGCGAGUGAACAAAUCCCCUGAGCGCAGUAAGUCUCUUAGAAGAUGGAUGCCCUCCAUCUUGAAGUGUUGAUAGGAGAUGAAAGCGUUCAGGUUCCUCAGGUUUAUAACUGGACGGAAAUCUCCCGUCUUCUUCUUGACUAGGAAAAUGGUGCUGAAGAAACCUCCUUCGUCCGGCGCCCACUGAACUGCCCCUUUGUCGAAAAGGGCCUGUAUUUCGACACCAGGACUUGUAGUUCUCUUGGCGAUACCGGAAUCCGGGGGGGGGUACCUCCUGGACUGGGGGCGAAUGGAAAUCUAUGACGUAAUUUCGGACUGUCUGGAGUAUCCAUGCGUCCGAAGAAAUGUCCCGCCACCUGUCGAGACAGUAACGUAACCUGCCGGCAUGCAAAAGACUGGGAAGAACAUGCGGUGUAAUUUGUCUCACCUGUAGGCAUUCUGCCUCUUCCAUGCGUCCGGCUUCCUCUGCCACGGUCCGACCUCUGGGAGGUGAAGGACCCAGAGCGGUAGCUGAGAAAGAAGGUCGGUGUCCGGGAUCCUCGGUGGCUCUUUGGUCAGAAGCAACUGGAGGCAUGACCCCGCUGCCUUCCAGCCCUGCCAAAAACAUGAGGGGUGUGAGAGCGGAACACCCUCCUCAUUGAUGAUUGGGCCUUGUUCAGAGUAGCAUAGAGGUUGACGUGUCUAUGGAGCUCCUUGUUAAAGGAUUCUCCGAAUAGUAGCCCUUUGGCCAACGGUCCCAGCUCUUUGGACCCCAACUAUGAUAAUUUAGCGUCAAUGCGCAUAAGGUCCGCCUUUCUCCGCUCCGUUCAUAGCACCACGUUGGAGUUGCCCAGCAGGCAAAUGGAGCGUAACGCCCAAUCUCUUAUGGCUGCUGGGUCCAGGGGUGAGCCCUGAGUAACAGCUUCGUCCGCCAUCGUAAGAAUUCGGGCCAGCAGCCCCAACAUAUCAAGCACCUUAUCUUGUGCUAAGCGAAGGCUACGUUCAAUCCCUUUCUUGGGAUCGUGAUCCGUGCAGGUCAGAUAGGUGGAGACCAUCCGGUCGAAUUCAGGUGUCACAGCGACCUUGUCAGGUAGGAUGGGCCUGGGGCACUCUGCCCUCAGUCUCUUCCGGACCGCUCAAUCUAGGGGUCUGCGAACCCAAUAGUGGACAAACUGUGCCAGAUGUUCGGGCAGGGACCACUCAGGAGACCUGGGGUGCUGUAUGGUGCGUGGGUCGAAUAGGGGUUCGACCGUCGAAUCCACAAACACGUCCUCCCCUAAGGAGGAGUGCAGGUGCUACGAAGCGGUCUCACCGGAUUCUGGUUGGUACGAAAAUUCCUCUGAGUCUUGCUUACCCCACCCGCCUUUGUCCUCCGAGGGGGAUUGAUCCGCCCGCCAUUCAUCCAGGAUGGACAUGGGCGGGGGGAGAAAGAAUUCUUCUUCCUCUUCGGGGAAGUAACUUGGUGGCGCUGGAGAUGAAGCGGUCGUCCGCUUAGGUCGCUUUGCAGGAGCCUUACCCUUCCAGGUACCUGGCUCAGGGCCUUCACCCUUCCAGUAGCGCUUAGGUGAGCGUAUCUGGUCUCCGUCCGGUGAGUUGGGGCCAGACUCUAUCGGCGUGUGUUGCAUCUCCGCCAUGUCCCUAUCUUGGGACGUUAAGGGUAGUUCCCUCAAGAGUGCUUUCUCUACAGAGACGGCGACAGUGCCCUAUUGAUAGCCAGCACGGGCAAGUGCCGGCUAUCAAUAGGGCACUGUCAGGGCAGGCCAGUCAGGGGGCACAGACAGAGCAGGCCGGUAUAGUUGGCACAGAGAGAGCAGGCCAGUCAUAGGGCACAGACAAAGCAGGCCAGUCAAAGGGGCACAGACAUAGCAGGCCAGUCAAUGUGGCACAGACAGAGCAGGCCAAGUCACUUAUAGGUGUAGUAUAACUAGCAUAAGGGUCACUGUAGUGUUAAGAAUCAGCUGUAGGCUUCUGGUACAGAAUAUGUAGCCUGUAGAGGUGAUGCUCCCAGGAGGGCAAGUGUAUAGUGCUUGGCCCUAUUGGGGCAGAGGGUCCACUUAAUUGUUUAUUGUAUAAUAUAAACUUUGAAAAUGUAGAGUACAGUUAAAUAAUGUGGCACCCUGAAAAGGGGGCACCCUCCACUGUCCACCAAUGCAAAACAUGUGUAUAAUGAUUCCUCUACAUAAACAGGUGGGGGAGGAGGCGAGCGUCAGUGCUCCCUCCUCCACCCGGCGGAUCGAGCCGGUUGCGGGCGGCGGCCAUGUGUAAAGGCUCCAGUUGGCAGGGCAACCGCAAGCCCAGCACCCCGCGACCGGAGCCAAGGACACACACACAAGGGACCGCUGGAAACAUACUCCGCAGUCCCGGAGCUCGGGGGGAUCGGACGAGGCAGAACAGGCCGGCCUCCUGAAACCCCCGAGCAGCAAACGCACCUGCACAGCAGUGAAAGCGGGUAAGUAAACAGGGAAAGAAACAAUAAGAAUAAUAGGAAAAUAAUAAGAUUAAUAAUACGAAAAAUAAUAGGAAUAAUAAUAAGGGGACAGCUAAGGGGGAAGAAUCCCAGCGAUAGAAAAAACCCAGGGACACAAAAACCUCCCCACAAACCCAGUGCAAGAGAAACAGAGGGUAUAAACUAGGCAUAAAACAACAAGUCCCCAAAUAGUAAAAUAUGCAAACACAAAGAUAUAAAUAAUAUACACAGCUACCAACUAAUAAUAGCAGGAGGCAGUGGUACUCUGACCUGUACUGAUGCGGAGCAGCAAAGAAAGAGGAAAUGGAAUGUUGAGAAGGGAGUUAUAUGGUCUCCUUACUGGUUUUUGAUUGGUUAUUUACUCUCUGUGUUUUUUGCUGCUGUGGAGUUCUAGUAAAGAGAGACUUAAGCAAAUAUGAAGCCUCCUGUCAUGUUAUAAAAUCCACAUUGGGCUGGUGCUAGUGAUGUAGACAUGGGGCAGACAGUGAGCCAGGCACGCAGUCUGCUGGGGCAGAAGAUAGAAGUAUCAGAUGCAUGUGUAGAACAGAUGCCCACCUCCCGUGUACCCCUCCUCUCUAUGGACAUACAAUAUCUUACAUACCUCCCAACUGUCACCACACAUAUUAACCACAUCUCUCUGCUUCCCACAGUCUUCCUCUCGGCGAGCCGGGUUGUGCUGCACAAAUUGCCACACCAGCACCACUACACUAUGGAGACGCAAUGCUGAAGGAGAGCCUGUGUGUAAUGCCUGCGGCCUGUAUAUGAAAUUACACGGGGUAAGGUCAAACCAUGGGGUGUAUAAUGUAAUAUCACCUAAGCAUUCAAAAGUAGAACAAUUUACAAAACAAAAAUAUACGAUUAUUUUAGGGGCUGGAGACCAUUUUAAUCCCCUGUUUUGUGUUUUAAUUGCUUAAAAUAUGUUUUAAAAUUGUUUGAUUGUGAAUGCUCUGUGGUAAGUAUGUUUUCCUCUUAAUGGUAGCCAUAAAGCUAACCUGAGCAGAUACAUCAAUAUUACAUGAUCUGCUUGUUACUACCUGCUAAACACCGUGCCCAGUAUGACAGAUUUACAAACUGUGUGAGCUUCAUCCGGCCAGAGGUUUUAAUUAACACAUUCAUAUAUGGUGUCCUUGCACUCAGGAUAGAAAAGGCAUCAUGGUGGUUAAAAAGUAUCACUUACUUUAUUAACAUCCAAUACAAAAAAAAAUCAAAAAACACAAAAUAGGGUCAGACAGUAAAAUUAAACAUAUUACCUGAGAAGGGGUUCAUUUUAUUUUAGGAGGGGAAGAAUUAGAGAAAGUAAUGUUUUGGGGUUUCUUGUUUCUGGGAGAACAUGGGAUACUCGAACUGCUGAGUAAGCACCAAUGUAACGUAACCUCACCGGCCUGUGCCUGUCCUGCAUGUGUCCCGUCCCCGGGUCAUAAAUUAUGCUUAUUUUCUUUUUCAUUUCUGGCACUAUUUUGUUUUUUGUGAUUUUAUUUGAUUUGGAUGUUAAUAAAGAUGAUUUUUUUAACUACAGUGGUGCUAUUUCCAUUUUAAGUGCAAGGACACAGUAUGUGAUUUUUUUUAUAAUCUUGGAAGGGGAUCCAUGGGACAGUGAGUAUUGGAUACAUUUAUUUCAUUAUUCAAAGCAUUGCUGGGGGGUGAUGGGGGCGGGGGACUCUGCAUGUUUGACUCCAUAAUUGAUGCUUCCUUUAAUGUGACUAUGUUCAUCAAUACUGAUUUUAAAAGUAACUAAGCGCCUAUGAAUUCUCUAUAGGUACCUCGUCCUUUGGCCAUGAAGAAAGAAAGUAUUCAAACUCGAAAGAGAAAGCCCAAAAAUGUCAGCAAAGGAAAGACAUCCACAGGUAGUGUAACGCCAUAAUUAUAUGCAGUAAAUAUGUUAUGUCACGGAGCACGCUCUGGUGCUUCAGGCAUAGUUACAUGUUGCUCUGUAAUGCAAAAGCUAUAUGGUGACUGUGUUACAGAGAAGACACAAUCUCUGGUUCAUGAUAAAAUGUUCCAUCCAUUCUAGUUACAAUAAAAACACUCUGCUUUAUAUGUUAUGUGCUUCACUUGUAUCAUCUUCACAGUAUACGAUGAAGAGUUUGUCAUUUACCGUAUAGGAUGAGAAGAGAUGUACGCACUAUUAAUAUCAACAAUUUUUUCCCAGGGUCUUCGACUUCAGCCACCAACUCCCCAUCCUCCAUAUCUAACACAGAUGGCACACCUGUACUAAAAACAGAGCCAGGGCUGAACCCCCAAUUUCCAGGGCAGGUUAUGGGGUCCAUGUCCCAGGUAGGUGCUUAUUUAAUUUGAUUGGAAACAAUCAAAGCCCCCACUUUGUUCUACUAUAGUUAACAAAUAUUUUCACAAUUGGUUGCUCUAAAUCACUUGUGUGCCCAACCCAUUGUGACACUACCCAUAAAGCAAGUGCUCAUGGUGCGUGGAGUCUGUUUAAAGUGAACACUGCACAAACCAAAAUCUGACACUUCUGCUGCCCUAACUCCACCUCCACCUGUACUAUUGUGCAUUAUGAGACAACUCAGAACAAGAGUUCCGGGCUGGCUAAUGUCAAUUCUGUACAAAAUACACAUCUGGUGCUAGACAUCCAAUGGCAGAACCUCCAUCCGUGCCUUUUCUGUCGUUUCCUCAGCCCAUCCUCUGUGAUCUCCCUUAAGCAAGGUGGGAUGACAUCAGCUUAGGGGGGAUAGGGCUUCAGGGAAAACUUGACCUUGAUACUGGAACAGAGCUAAGUUUUAGCAUGUAUUUAUUUUUAAAGGGAGUGGUGCAGACCACCUCAGAGGGAGUUAUUCUAACCAAAACCAGUGUUUUAUGGAAUCCUUUAAAAAGUGCAAAACAUUUAGAAAGACACCAGACUGAACCAUAGCAGAAAACCUUUGCUUUCUGUUAUAACGUACUGCUACAUUUCAGGUUUCAUUAUUAUAAUUUAUAUAGCACCAACAUGUUCUGUAGCGCUUUACAAUUAUAGAAUGGGGAUUACAGCAAGCAACAGAAGUACAGAAUAUUAAGAGAGAGAAGAGGUGAAAAAGCUCUAACAAGCUUGCAAUCUAUGAGGAAGGGGUAAAGACACACAAGAGAAAUAACAGCAUGUCAGGAUGUGUUUUAAUUGACUUCUUAAAGGGCUGGAUGCUACAGGAGAUCCUGAUAGCAUGCAAGGUUGGAUCCAGAACCAAAUCUCUGGAGGGGCAUUGGUAGAUUAUUUAACUGAACAUUCCAGGCACAGUAACUACUACAACCUUUGUAGUGGGUAUGGUGCUAGGAGUGCCAUGACGCCCUCCCAGAAUAAGUAGUCAAACCGUUCAACAGUUUUACAACUUACCUCGCAUCUGCCGAGAUAGGGGCUGUAGUGUGGGUUAGAGGCUGUUAGUGGGGGGGUUAGAAACUGUAGUGGGGGUUAGAGGAUGUAAUAUGGGGAGAAGUGAGUGUUGGGGGCAGUAGUGCAGGUUAAAGAGCAUAAAGGUUGUAGUAGGGGUUAGGAGCUGAGGUGGGGGUUAGGAGAUGUAGUGUAGGGAUGAGGGGCUAAAGAGCUAUGGUGGGGAGUAUGGGCAUGUUUUGGGGUAUAAGGGCAGUAGUAGGAGGUUAGGAACUGUAGUAGGGGUUAGGGGCAAUAGUGGGGGGUAUGAGCUGUAUUUGCGGGUUAGAAGCCGUAGUGGUGGGGUAGGGGCAGUAGUGAGGAGUUAGGAGCUGUAGAUGGGGUUUUGGUUAGUAGUGAGGAAUAGGGGCUGUUAUGAGGGGUUAAGAGCUGUAGUCACGGUGUUAAGGGAUGUGUCUGGGGGUAGGAGAAGUGUAAGGGGGUUAUAUACCCUAAAUGGUACAGGGAGCCAAUGUAAUGAUUGGCAAAAGGAUAAGGGGGUAGGAGUAGUGGUCAGUCAGGAAGAUGAGCCUGGCGGCAGCAUUCAUUACAGAGUGAAGAGGGGCGAUGUGGGUAUUUAGAAGACUGAUGAGUAGUGAGUUGUACUAGUCAAGUCAGAAAAUGAUUAAUUCAUGGAGCCUUAGCUGUAUCUUGAAUUAGAAAAGGGCGAAAGCAGCAAUAUCUUGGAUAAGAUGGAUAUUUUGGGAUUUAGAGACACACUGAAUGUAAGGGGAAAAGGUAAGACCUGAGUCAAAGGUAACUCCAAGGCAGCGAGCGAAAUGAGAUGGGAUAAUAAGUGGUCCAUUGAUUUACAGAGAGACUAUUUGAGGAAGGAAAGAUGAGGAGUUUUAGAUAGUGGGAAGAUAUCCAGCUAGAGAUGGGAGAGAGUCAGUUUGUGACGUGUUCCAGGAGAGUAGGAGUGAAGCCAAAGGCGGAGAGGUAAAUCUCAGUAUUGUCAGCAUAUAGAUGGUAAUGAAAUCCAAGUUAAGUGAGUUUGCUCACUGUUAUGAUGCCUUGACAACCAAUUUACAAGAUUCAAACUAAAAAAAACCCACUUAAAAUCAUGCUCAAUCCGAUGUUAGUUUUCGUGUUCGUAUUAGUUUUAAUUCUAAUUGUGGGGACUCAGAGAUAGAGGGUCACAUGUGAAAUUAUGAAAAAGUUGGAUAAAACUUGUUACUCUUGAAUCUUACUAUUAUUCUAUUACUCGAGAGGUAAAACACACAUACAUGCACAUUGAUAAAGUGUUUUCCCUCCGACUGGUCAAGCUGUGUGUGUGUAUAUACAUAUAGAUUUUAUAUUUUAUUAUUUUCUUUCCCCACGUCCAUUACUCUACCCCUACUUUUCAAAACAAGGAAUUCCACCAACUAAAACUUGAAGGUAUUGCUAGGCCAUACAUUGGAAAAUACUUGUUUAACUCAGAGGAAAUAUCGAUACUUAUUGUUUCUAAUCUCCUUGCAAUUGACUUGAAUUAUUGUUUGACUUCAGACCUGUCUGUCUUGCUUCAUUAUACAUGCGUCUCAUGAUGUAAUUUACUGAAAUUAUUUUCUUUCAAUAAAAAGAAAUUUUAAAAACCCCCACUUAAAAGCCCCUCCUCUGCAUGGAUUUAAUGGGAUAUUGAUUGUCCAUUUCUUGGUUUUCAGAGUCAGAGCCAUGCAGAUGAUCUGGUGAGCGGGUCUCACGAGCUGAAGUUUAUACAUGAUGAAUACUCCUAUAGUCCUGCUGCUCUAAGCCAGCAGUCCGGUCUCAGUGUGCCUCUCCGACAAGACUCGUGGUGUGCACUAGCACUGGCUUAAAUCUCAACUGCCACAAGACACAACUGAGAUCCUGAUGUCUUUCUGCUCCGGUGGGCAGCCACACACAGAGAAGGGACUGCUAAUUGUGUGUACAACUGGUGCUUCAAUGGGGGUUAGGCACUGCUAGUGCCAGGAAAGACUUUUCAUUCUCUGGGGAUGGGAUAGACCUUGGGUUUGUAAAGAUUCUUCAUCUCAGGAAAGAGAAGAGGACUUUACUGCAGCAGUUAUUGUGCACUUCAAGGUGGUGGGACAGGUAAUCAGGAGAGAUGUACGAGGCACUAUGCUCCACUGGGUAACUAUGCUGCAAUGACUCAACUGUAAAGGGAAACUUCCCUCAUAACCAAAGGGCUUUAAAGACUUCACACAAGCUGAAAAAUGUCAGAUUAGAAGUCCGGUCUGUGAUUGUCACAUUCUACCUGGAGCCUUUCAUUCAUACAGAUGGAAAGCGAAUCCCAAAAGAUACUUUCCUGCCUGAAGUUUAAUCCGCACAACAGUUUCCCCAAAGAUUAUUUCCUGUCUUUUUUAAGUGCAAUGUUUCACAUAAUGUAAUACGGCGUGAAAUCACAUGGAGAUUUUAUUCUAACGUUAGAAAUGUUGUUUUGUCUUUCAAUAAAAUUUGUUAAUUGUUUUCCAGAUUUCUG